GUCGUCGCUGCUGCCGUCGUCGUCGUCGUCGCCGCCGCCGCCGACGAGACAUCGCGAAAAGUUCGAUUGAUAAAAUUUAUUAUAAUAUGAUCGUCGUCGCAGAGUGUUGCCGCGAACGAAUUGUUUUAUAAUCGUAUUUAAGUAAUACGUCGUAUCGACGAACUGCGUGGGAAAAAAAAUUAAUUAAUUUUUCCCCCGUAAAACAUUUACCGGCGUUUUACCGUCGAAGUUGCCGUUGUUGUUAUUAUUGUUGUUGUUGUUGUGGUUGUUGUUGUUAUUAUUGUUGCGCUGCAGGCAUAGUGCGCCACGUGUGACAUGCCCGAUUCGCCGGUGCCACCGCCGGGUGCCGUCACUACGGCCGCCCCUGCGGCCACCGCAGCAACCGACAAUCCGAGCGGCACCGCCGUCACCGCCGCCGUACCGACACCAGUACACCAACAGCACCAGCAGCAGCUCGGUGACGACGCGCCACGGUCGUCGCCGGCCCGACAACACCAGAACGGCGGUUCACCAGCGGCCAUGGCUGCGGCCGCGGCCGCCGCGUCGCCGGAUACGCCGCGAAAAAGAGGUUAGGACACACGAGUAGUCAUGUAGGGGAUAACGUAUACUGUAGUGCGACCAUUUAAUGUUAACGAUAAACGGCGAGGGUGGGGUGGGAGGGGGGGUUGGGAUGCGUAGUUCGAUCGUGAUGAUAAUGUUCUUAUCAGAACGUUAUCAAAUAUACAUGCAAUAUGCGUUGUGUUUGACGGUCGAAAACGGCCCCGGCUUUCUGUAAAAGCGAACACGCGCGUGCAUAGUGUGUAAUAAUAUAUAGGUAUGUACAGUAAUAAAACGGCCGUAAAAAAUCAACCGGGCGGGCGGUCGCCAAACACGUGACUAUUUUUACGUUCGCGUAAAUACGAGAUGAAAGAACCAAAUGUUGGGUUUUUUUUUUUUUUAUUAUUAUUAUUAUUAUUAUUAUUGUUAUUAUUAUUGCGCCCCGAGUUUACGGUCCACAAUCCGACACCGCGUGACGGUAAAAGAAAAAAAAAAAACACAAAACACAAAACUGCGCCGGAUUUUAUCGACGGCAAAACCGUUAUCGUUUGUACUGUUAUUGUUUUUACGGCACAUAUCGCGCCGCCUUUUGUUUUCUUAACGGACGAACGUCGCGAACGUAUUUAUUACGCGCGCCCGUAAGGCUAAUCUGCGAGUAAUUGCCGCAAUAAUUAAUAUGACAUCAUCGCGCGCGCCGCGUACGUCGCGUCCAUCCAUCCUAUAUUGAUUGAUUCUCUCUCUCACUCUCUCUCUCUCUCUCUCUCUCUCUCUCUCUCCAUCCACCUCACCCCGCCGUCGUGUUAUAUGUAUAUAUUUUAUUAUGUAGUCUGUACGAUAUGCACCGCGGAAUAUAUAUACCGUAGGAGAAAAAUGCGUAUAUUUUGUAAAAGAAAAAAAAAAAUAUGGUGAAAAAAUAUGUUUAAUCAUCGAAUUGUGAAAAAAACGUAGUGUUGGCCGAGAAAAUAAAACGAAAAUCUCGUGUAGGGAUAUGACCAGUAGAUAUUAUUUUUUCCAACAUCGAACGUGUAGUUUCAACGCGCGGUUUUUCCGUUUUUUGUGCGUUUUAAAUAAUGUCGUUUACUGUGCAGUGACUCGGACUAUAAAAGUCUGACUUAAACUGAAACCAUUUUCAAAUGCUUAUCAACUGUAUUAAAAUAUAUUUUGUGAAUCUAUUAUGUCGGUUAAGUCAAGUGACUGUGAAAAAGCUGUCUUAAGUUAAUGGAGACGGUUGCAGCCACUGUUAUAGGUAAUUAUGAUAAUGUAUAUCUGUGAGCAAUGAAUAACUAUUGCUAACGAAAAAACGAUUCUGAGCGAAGUUCGGUUAAUAAUGUUACUUUUUCAAUAAUACAUAUGUCAUAUUAUGGUAAAAUAAUUACAUAUGCAUAAUAUAUUUUCUUUAAUAAUAUUUGUUUAAUGUUGUACUGAAUUUCUUGUUUUUCCUAGAUUUUACCAAUUUAUUGAGAAAACUCUUGAAAAAACCAAAAAAUGACUAACAUUCAGUACCUCCCCAGCCUGAUUUCCUUUCAGAAAAAGCACUAUCAUUGUAAAUCGAAGCAAAAUUGUUGGUAGUAAAGUUGUUUACAGGGAAAAAAAGUGACAUAGUAUUUUAUUUACUCAUACCUAUAUUUCGUACAUUUUCCCGGUUUUUCGUUUUUCUCCGGUUUUCCCCCCAUUUAUUAGAAAAACUUCUGGAAAUAUCAAAAAAUAACCUCCUUAAAAUAUCUUCUUAGUCUGAUUUCCUUUCAGAAAAAAUGCUAUCAUUAAAAUCGUAGCAAAAUUAUUUGUAGAUAAGUGAUCGUUCUUAUUAUAAAAGAUCUUUAGCUUGAUUAUUAAAUUGGGCCGAUACUGGCGACAAUAAUAAAAUAAUGUCAUAUUUUGAGAUAUUAAACGGUUAUUAUAAAAAUAAACGUAAAAAUUGCAGAACAGAAUAUAUUUCAUUGUUUAUUGGCCACCAGUCUCUAAUAAUGUUACAUACAACAGACCUUUCCAGCCUUUCGAAUACCACUCGUUUUCCUCGUGAUGCUUCUAGGAUGAAAUCGAUGAAUUAGCCCUAUAAAUCAUAUAACUAUAGUAGUGUUCUCAAAUUUGAAUUUUUGUAGGAGGGGUAAAAUUUAAACAUUAGGCAACAGUUUUAGGUGGACAGUUAUUACAGCGUCCCGAAAAUUUCGUGUGAGAAAUGAUAAUAAUUACCAUCCUUCUGCUAUUGAUUAAAGUACCACUAUUACUUUACUGUCCAUCUAUAAAUAAGCUAUUUAUUGAGACCAAUUGUAUGGGACCAAAACGGUUGGCCAAUAUUACCCGAUCCGGCACAGAUCAGUUGUCAUCGUAUUUCUUAAAUUGAUGAAAAACCCACCCAAAUUUCGAACAUAAAAAUAUAAAAAUGAUGUUACGCAAUACACGAAAUAUCGCACGAGAUUUUUCAGUGAUUGAAUCAUGGCAAAAUACGUGUUUUCAGUUAAUUUUUAGUUUUGCUCUACUGAAAAGUCCUCAAACAUUGACACAACAUAUUUUUCACGUGGAACCACGAUUCAUCCGUCCGCCCAUAAUUUUAACAACACCGUUCUAAAAAAUAAUUAUUACCGAGACGAUUUUUAUCGGUCCCGACGAUCGUGUUGCCCGCUAAAACCGUUUCGCAGUAACUUCUAUACUUAUAACGGACGUGGUUUGGCCAACAAACCGUUUUGACGAUAUUACUUAUUACAAUAAUUGUAUUGUUUUAUAAUUGACCGCACUUUUAUAACAACCGGGUCUCACGAAUUGGUGAAUAAUUAAAAACUAUGUUUACUAUUUUCGGUUACUUGUUAUCCGUUGUUACAAAAUAUCAUACGUCAUUUUGUUAUAAAUAGAUUAUUUAUUCUCAAAAAAAAAAUUGUAGUCGUCGUAUUUUUCUCCCGAAAUAAUCAAAAAUGUAUUCAUAAAAAUAACUCUAAAUUGUUAGGUAAUUUACACUAUUUCUAUGUUUUAAUAACCAUUAUGCAUAAAGCACGGAGUCUUAUUCCUUCGGUCAUAGUAGAGCGUAUCCAGAUGUUAACUCUUCACAACAAACUGAAAGACCGUAAUUGCUAGCUAGCUACGAUACUGAGACCAAUACAAAUUGCCGAAAACAUUAAUUGGUAAAUUAUUUCUGUUUCUUUUAGUAUAAUGUCUAAAAAGACUUGAUUUCUAAAUUUCUGUAAAAUUAUAUGAUGAAAUAUAGUUUGUAGGAAACUCGACAUGUUCUUAAAAUAUACAUUACAACCGAUCGGCAAUCUUAUCUAAUGUUUUUAUAACGAUUGCUUUUUUUUCGUAUAACUAUAUCUAAUUUUACAGAUUUUGGAAAGCUAGGAGUGGGCAAAUAUCCUGUCUUGUCCCCUUCCUCUCCGGUUGCCUAUGGUCGUGAGGCGAAUCCUACCCGAAAACUGCGAAUACAAUGUGCAAAGACACAUUAACUAUACGUCUGCGGAAGCAGGAAACAUCGUGUUUAAAAAAAACAUUAAAUCAUUUUAGUUCAGUAGGUUAGGUAGUUCAGGUUUAGUAUAUACUAUAGAUAUGAAGCUAAAAAAGUUGUUUUACCAAACAAAAAAAAACCGCCGAGAAUAUUUAAGAUAAUUACGUAACGGAUAUAUUAUUUUAGUAAAUGAUAAAGUCUUUUGCCAUUUUAAAUAUAGUGCCUACGUUUGAAAUGCAAUCUCAAAAAAUAAUUACGCUGGAGUCAAAGUAUGUGCAGCUACAGUGAAUUAAUUUUUUUUGUAAAUGUGUAUUCAUUAAAAUAUACGCUCAGACAAUUGGGGAAUUUAUAAAAGAAAACCGAAAUUCAAAAUUAUUUUAGGAAAAAAAAAGAUUAAAAUCGUCAUUUCUGAAUCGAAACUCAGUCUGCGCCCGGAAAAAAGUUACAAAAAUAUUUGAGCUCGAGGGUUUUAUUUAGGAAAACAGCAAAAGUGGUUACAGACUGAAUAGGAAAAUAGAAUACAUAUAUAGUAUCGAAAUUACCGAUUUUAAACGAGUAUAAAAACGACCAGGGCGACAAUCAUUAUUCUGACGUCGUGGAGUUUCUAAACGCAAUAAUAUAAUAAUCUCAGUGGACCUUUUUAAUAACUGCAGACGGACAGCGCUGAUGAUUGCUAUUAUACGUCCGAUAUUCGAUUUAUUUAAACAGAUCACGCAAUAUUGUCGUAAAAAAAUAAAAAUUAAUUCCAUAUAAAUUACUAGAUACCGACAGUAGAAUAAAUGUCAUUUCAUUAAUAUUUAUCAUAGAUUCGCUUUACUUCGUCGAAAACGUUUAUCGUCCGGGUGGACACACGACGAUAACAAACCGAUGAUAAACGAUAUAUGUGUUUGAUUGUACGGCAAUCAAGUAUUAUUCUCCUCCUUCCCGUGGCUCUUGACAUGUGAUAAACGAUAGAAAAACCAAAACCGUCAAACGAAAACAUUCUAACUCUUUUAAUAACUAAUUUUUUUUUUUUUUUUUUUUUUUUGACCAAUUAACAAUAUUAUUAGGUACCUAUAUAAAUAUGCCGCUUUUUAACAUUUCGAUUUGCUCAAAUCCCAAGUCGUAUGAUGACUUUGAAAUCGUCAUAAAAACCUGUAAAAGAAGUUUUAGUAAAAAUACUAGAACGAUGCUCCACAUUUGCCUAUAAAUAUAAGUAAGCGGAAUCAUCGGCAUCAUAGUUGAUCGGCCAAGAGAGCCUCUACCUCCAUUCAUGUGUUAAAAUAUAAAAAAAAUAUAUACAAUAUGCAUAUAUAAAUAAUUAAAUAUUGAACACGACUUAUUAUGUUAUAAUAAAAUAGUAAUCAUAGCGCAUUUGUAAUAGCUUUAGAAAAUUGACGUAGUUUACUUGUUUUAGCCCCCACAGGGGAGCACGAUUGAAAAAUCUUGGUUACUAUACGUUCGGUAAAAUAUUAUUAAAAAUUUUGAAAUAUACAGAACUAUAGAAUAUAAUAUAAAGUGUUUUUUUAAAUAUUGGGAUGGAGCAGGAGGUAUUCAACCGCCCCUUGAAUAUAAUAACCAUAAAAAUAUAGUGUGGUUACUAUUUUACUAUUUACCCGUUAUCGUCAAAUUUUAAAUUGUGAUUGAAUUGAAAAACAAAAAAAAUAAUAAUAUAACAGGUUUGCCAGAAAAACCGAUAGGUAAUUCGCCGAGGUAAAUUUUUUUCGGUUGAUCAGUGAAAACCCGAAUAAAAAAACUAUAAUAUGACUAUUUGUAUAGUGUAAAUUUAAUUUGUUCUACAGGAAUGAUGUUUAUACAUUUUAUGUGAAAAUAAUUUUUUGUAUCCCUAGAAUGUUGUGAAACUUUCAAAAUUCAAAAGUUGCAAAAUUAUUACGUAUUUAAUUUUUAUUUUUAUAUUACAUAAUAUCAUAUUAGUCCUACAAAAUAUUGGAAAUGCUCUGCAUGAUAUAUAAGUUCGAAAACAUGACUUUUAAAAAAUCGAUCUCGCUCCUAGUGAAAACAAAAUCAACGCAAAUAAAAAUUAAUAUCAGAUGUUAUAAUAAUAUAAUAACCAACAUAAUGGAAAGAAGAAUCGAUGGACGCAAAAGAAGAUGAAGGCCAAGGAGCACUUACACAGGAUAGAUAAUUGAAAUACUGAUUAGGAUACAAUGGCUAUUCAAAUACACGAUGACUCUUGACAUUAAUAAAGGAAUGGAAAUAUCCCUAUAUUCAUUGCAAGUACUUUAGCUAAGAAAAUGAUAAAGUAUUAAUACAGGUUUUCUUUAUAGCAAUUUUCUGCCAUGGGGAUGUAUUCCAAAUAAACUUUUCAAAAAGUAUUUGGAAUAUUUUUAAAAUACUCUUGUUGUAAGCGAACAUACAUAAUAUUUGGAUUACUAUUAUUUGUAUGCAUUGGAAUAUUUAUUUUGGAUACAUAUUUUAAAAAGUAUUUUAUCCAAAAAUGGCAAUGGCAAACGGUUCAAAUGAAAAUUCUAUAUAGGCAUAUAAUAUACUUGUAUAUAAAAAUGUACAUAAAAUUUGUCGUACAGAUCGAAAUAAUGACGUUUGGGAAAAUUGCAAUUAAUUAUUAUAAGAUGAUCUAUUAUUGUGGUUUGUUCUGUUAAAAAAAUUAAAAAGCCAAUUGUAGUCACGUUUAUAACUCAUAAUUAUUAUAAAACGUUAAUUAUAGAUACUAGAAUAAAAUAUAAGCUACAAACAAUAAUUAUUGUCUCCCCCAUUCCGAAACAGUAUUUCGUUUGCCGAUUAAAAACAUGUAUCUAAAUGACAACCGUUUAUAUGAAUAUUAUUUAAUAACCGAUGCAUACGCAUAUUAUAAUAAUGUGCUAGUUUUAUUUUUGUAUUUCGUAACAUAUGUACAUAGAUAAAAAGUGAAAUUCUAAUAUGCAAUAAUACUUAUAUAAAUUAUAAUAAUUAUUAUUUUGAGAUAAAACGCUCGAAAAUUUCGAGUUAAUCUUUAGAUUAUAAAAAAAAAAAAGAAUGCCCGAUAUAUCAAAUUCCAGUACCUACAAAUAUUAAUUUCGAAUUUCAUGACGUAUAAUGGACACUGCUUAUAAUAAUCAGUGGCGUUUGAUCAUGGGAGACCCUUGCCCUCUUGUCCAAAGCAUAGGCGGAAAACAUUUAAUUUUGCCCCCUUCCCUUCCCUUUAUGUUGAUAAAACUUUAUGGAACAAAAACAAAUAUUUAAAUUAAAUUUGCAUUAAUUGACUGGUCAGCUAUGACCACUUAUAAAACGUGUUUAUCGCUCGAACCGUUUAUUUGGUCACCUAUACCAGUCGAGUAUAUUAAAAAUACACGUAGGCCAAGUAAUCAAUCCGAUUAUGUUACAUUAAAUAACCGAAAAAUCUUUCGGUUACAAAUGGAAUGUUGUUUAAGUUAAUUAUUGUUGAUUAAGUUGUAUAAUGUACAAGUCAAAAUGUAAAAUAUAUAAAACUUAACUAAGUUCAAAAAAAGGUUUUUUUUCUAUAGAAAAUCAACAAUUAUUCAACAUAAAGUAAUAUUAUAUUAUAUUCAUAUAAUUUUAUAUUUAUAAAAACAUUAAAUAAAUCAAACUAUGACGGUAAAUUUAAAUACAUGAAUUAUUACAAUAUUGACUGAAUAGUCAAUUAAAAUUGAAUUUCGAAAAAAUCAUUCUUCGUUAUAUCUUAGCCGAAUAUUUACGAAAAUAAACUGUAAAAAGUUAACUGUAUACAACGAAAAUUGAAUCUAGUUUAUUUAACAAUAAAAAUAAUUAAUUUUUUAAGUAAAAAGUUAAAAAAAAAAUAAAUACUUUUUAACUAACUAAUGCUCACCAUUCUAUUUAGGCCACCUAUUAAAAAAAACCUAGGUUCAUAACCGAAAUUUUUUAUUGAUAUAAAAUGCGGUAUAACCCACGAAUUUCAAGAUUUAUAGCCAAUUUAAUAGUUUUAUAUUUUUCUUAAAAACUUAAAAAUAAAAUAUAGAAAUUGGCAAUUUUCAUCGACGGGCCAAAAAUGUAACGAAAUUAAAUGCAUUAAAUCUGACGACUAAAUUUACUUUUAUUCUGUUCAAUAUUUGUAUAGAUUUUUCUUAUAAUAAUUUACAAAGCAUAGCGCUAUAAUUUCUCUUUAAAUAUUUAUGCUUCGAAACAAAUUGUUGGAGUUAAAAAUAUUUACUAAUAAUUAACCGUUAAGCCUUUAUAAUUUUUUGAAGUUUACCAUAUUCAUUAAAAAUACACAAAAGAUGUAAACAUACAGGUAUUAUUUAAUAGUGGCAGCCAAAACAAUAAUUAAAAUUAUUGUUAACUUGAAAAUAAACGGUUUGUAGAUUUUUUUUAUAUUAAUAACACCAAGAUUUUAUUUUAAAAUAUAUUUCUGACUCUAUGGAUCUAUUGGAUAAUUGUUUUUAAUUUUGGAAAAGAAAACAUAGUGAAAGGCUCUAUAGCAAUAAAUACUUUUGUUUUUUCUUGUGAUAAUUAUUAUUUUAAGAAAAAAAAUUAUUGAUCAGAACAAAAGUAAUUUUAAGUGUCAGAUCUUCGUGUUACAGCCUAUAUAUAUACUAACUACAGUUCCAAUAUUCCAAAAAAAGCUAAUUUACCGUAUUAAAAACAUAAAUAAUAUAAUCUCGCUUUUAUACUUGUAUUUCAUCACUUGCAAACGGUUCAAACGCGCUCAUAAAGUUUUAAUUUUUUACUUACAUUUUUAUUUAUUUGUCCCGUUUAAGCAUAUAAUUUCGAAAACAAACGAGUCUAACGUAUUUUUGUUAUUAUUUAAUUGCUCAAAGAAAAAAAAAAAUAUUUAACAACGUUCACACAGAGAUCUAUUCGUUAUUUAUUUAACGUGACCAAUUAUUUUUCUCAAAACUAACAUCACCAUAUCUUCGUUUGAUUGAAAAAUCUGUAAAACAAUUCCAAUAAAUCACCAGAGUGAAUAUUUCUGAAUUGUAUAUAGAAAUUAUAUCAUUUGUAGAUUAUUUGAUAAAAAACAAAUGUAAAGUAACCAUAACGUACAUUAAAAAAAUUAAGGUCAAGAAAAAUAUUAAUCGAUACAUUUUUUUUUUUGUGAUUGAGAGCUGAUAUUAUAUGAAAAUAAUAUAAUUUUGUUAUAUUAUAUGUUAUACGUAACUAAAGUCAAUGGUAAUAUUGUAUUACAAUAUUUUGACACAUAUAAAAUAAACAUAUUGUAACAUAAAACAUAACAAAAUCGUAUUAUUUUUACAUAUCGGUUUUUUGAUCUCAACCACUCAAUUAUUGUCAUAUACAAUAGUUCAAAUGAUAAAAUUAUGAUGGCAAGGGUAUUGGUAUUGUAAUAUAAUAUGAAAAUCGGUUUUGUUUUGAAAAUAUUUUACAUUACCUUACAUGCUACUCGACAAUAAUAGUUAUUACGACAAGAAAUUAUCAAUUUCUAAGAAAAACGUCUUUUUCAUCUUCUCCUGGCGUAUAGCAAUUCCCGAAGAGAGUUUUGGUUUCCACUGCAAUAUCACCAUCAAAGUCACCUAUAUUUUCUAUCUCUUACAAUUUACCAUUAUGUACACCAAACUCUCGAAUCUUUCUUAACAUCCAUCUUUAUCCGUGUCUUUUUCUGUACCAAUCACGUAGUCUUUCUUUCCCAAGGCACCCGUUCAAAGGGACUGAUCUUAUAGCGAUUCGGUUUCUUUUUGACUACUGAACCCAUUAGCCUUCGAUAAUAUAGUUACCGGUCUCAAAUCCCCGUCAAUAGUAAAUAAUUUUCAAUAUGUUUACCGAAAAAAUUUUCAUCGUGGAAUUGCGUAUAGUCGUCGUGUUUGGUUCGUCACUCGAAUUAUUUGUGUAACAUUUUGAGUUAAAACUGAACAUUGGAUAGUUUCAAAUAUUCGUUUAGUAGAACCAAUUGUGUGUUGUCAAUUUUAAUAUUAGAGUGAAUUUGGCAAGAACAUUGCAUGUGUUUCAUUGCUUGUACGUUGGUUUUUGAUAGAUAUUGUUUGUCUCAUUUAAAAAUUAAAAUAUCGAACAAAAAGCAGCAUAUAAACACAAAUAAUAGUCUUACGUUUAUGUUUGAUUAGCCAAUUCACUCUAAUAUCAAAAUUAAAUCUACUGAUUAUCUACUAAAUUUUACAUCAUCCAAUGUUCAAAAUCAGCCGUAAUAUAUAUAUAGAUAUUUCGAGCAGUCCUCUAAAUUAAUUUUAUUGAUUUAAGUUUUAUUUUAUUAUUAUUACUGAAUGACGUAGGUAUUCUUUAGAUAAAUAAUAAUAUAUUAACCUCUACUAAAUUUAAUUGAAAACGUUUACAAUAAAUUAUAUAACAUAAAUAUAUUUUAUUAUUUACGCAUUAAUUCAUCUAUAUAGAUAAACAAAUAAUAUUUAUCUAAAAUCGAGUUAUAAAGAUAAAAAAAAAAAAAAAGUUCCCGGCGAAUGAGGGGAUAUAAAAUAUACUUCGGCACACUUGAUUUCACACCGGCAGAAUCCGCGAUGAUGAAUUUUUAUCGUUUUAUCAUUUUUACACACGAUCGGGCUCUCUUCCCGGUACCCAAUGCACCGCCGCCGAUGUCAAUAAUAAUUUAUAUUUGGCAAAGAACCUAAAUUUAUUUACCUGCAUAAUAUAUUUUAUCAUAUUAAACUAUUAUGAUUAUUGACUAUGCUCUCACGAGAACCAUAUAUAUAUACUCCUUGUGAUAUGUAAACGACUGCGGACGGUUUUGGAUUUCGCGCGGUUGUAUAAUGUGAAUAAACGGACGCGAUAGUGGGAGAGAGAAAAUCGCCAAACCCCGUCGGAUUUCAGCCGAGAGAGUGCGGGCAGGACGGUGGAGGACUUUGCUGGGCACCAGCCAACGUACAUGUAUAGGCCGGGAAAACAACGACGGCAGCGUGCUUAACGGCCAGAAAAAGGCCGGAAUCGUUGUAUGCACGCGUAUUAUGAGGAAAACCAAAUUGAAAAUGAAAUCUGCAGUAAACUGACAAACGCGCGCACGGCGGGCACCGGUCCAAAAAGACCUUUUCUGCAAUCCCCUUAAAAACAAAAACGAAAAAAAACGAGGGGAAAAAAAGUGAAACGGGAGAAUUUAUCUCGUUUUUGCCACGCAAAAUGUAAAUUGCGUUUUAACUGUGCAAUACACCACCUCAGCCCCCAUUUUAUCCCCCCGAGGGAUUACCUAAGUGCCGGCGAUUAACAUAACCGCACGGGAUCAUAAAAAAAAAAAAUAUAGGUACCGAGGUAACAUUAAUGUGUUUUUUUUUUCAUUUAUCGGACAACAUAACCUAAACGAACACGGGCUACGCGUUAGGCAGUUACAGAACAAAACUCGACGUUGAUAGUCUAAAAUAUUACUAUAACUCGUAUAUCGAAAUCUAGUCGAUUAUUUUCGCAAGUGGGUUUGAGAUUAUUAAACGACAUUCCACUGCAUAUCAUUAACAGUUCGUCUUAUAAAAUAUAUAAACACUCUAUUAAAUUAUGGUUGUUAAAUAAUGCUAGUGAUCUAUACCCUUGGUAAUAUACCGAUGUGCCUAUAUAAUAUAGUCUCUUUAUCUCUUUAUCUAUUUAUUUGUUAUAUUGAAUUUAUUUGUUGCAAUUUAUGCUUUAAUAACUAUAGUUCUAAUUAAUAAUUAGUUCUAUAGGUUUGUCUAUUUAUGUUUUUGAAGUAUAGUUUAUAAGUAUAAUUUUUAAAUGUAUACAAACUUAGCUCNCCAUAUUAUAUAUAUAUAAUCAUUAAUUAAUGAAAAAUUGUACUUUCUUUUUGGCCAAUAAAAAAAUUAUUAUUAUUAUUAUUAACUAAACAACAACAACAUGAAAUUUUGUUACGAUUUCCGAACAAUCGAUUACGUUUUCUUCCAGUCUUUAGUUUCCAUAUAGUUAUUCGUUCAUUUGGCAUACGUUUUGAGUUUUUUUCCCUCACCAGAAUUUAUUAGAUUUAUGACGGUGUGCGUCAGCCAACAUUUUUCGGUUUUUCAUUUUGAAAAUAAUUACGAUUUGUUGUAUAUAAUGCAGAUUGGUAAAUAUGAUUUGUGAAUACAAGUAUUAUUAAUUCAAACACAAAGUAAGUAGGAGAAAAUAAGCAAAGAAACUACCAAAAAUCUAUUUUUAGAUGACAAACAAAACCAUUAAAAUAGGUAAACAAAAAUUAUUUUAUACCUAAGUUCAGGUGGUUUUCCAAAUUUUUUUUCAUUUUUUUAAUAAUGAAACUUGGAUUACUCGUCCUGUAUAAAAGAUUAUUAUCUUUUAAUAUCUUUUAAUAAUAUGAAUAAUUAUUGUACGGGACGAAUAAGGAUUUUCGUACGACAGGUAUAUUAUGUGUACAAUACAUAUUACGUAUUUUUUUUUUUUUUACUAUUAAAACGACUUAAGUAAAUUAUAAAUAGAAAAUCAACACAUUAAUUUUUGUGUAGUUUUUGACUCGUGAUAAUCUCACCUCCUAUUUUUUCCGUAAUAAAUUAAAACAAUAAUGUAAGGUAAAAUUUCGUAUAGCCAGUUAAACUUUUUCGAAAGACACGUGAAAUAAUACUCAGCACCGUUGACCUUAUCAAUAUUAUGUAGAUAAAUAAUUACAUCAUUUUUCAGCUCGUCUGCAGAAUAUAUAGCGCUCAAAUGUUAAAAACUAACAAAAUUUAGGUACUUCAGGAAAUCAAAAACGUUUUAUCUUUUUUGUAAACAUUCAGACCGAUAAUCUGGAGUAAUAACUAAAAAUAAUACUUGCUUAUUAUUAAUUUAGUAAACACAUAAAAAAUAUUGGGAAUAUCGGACAAUAUUAAUAAGUCUUUACAAUAAGUAAAUUGUAAUAUUUUGCUUCUGGGUUUUUUUGGAAUUCGUUUCACCACUGAUUUCAUUAUUCCAAUUUCAAAAAUGUCCAAAAAUAAUUGGAAUUUGUGCAAGUAUUUCUUUUCUAUGUUUAAAAGAAAACUAUUUUUAUUUUUGUUUUUUUUUUUUUUUUAAAAAAAAUAAAAGGAAACUCAUCAUGUGCUUUAGUUUAAUUAACUAAAUAAAAACUACCGAAUGUUUCCUACAAAACAUACAAUGACUGUUCAACCUUAUUAUUUAUCAAACUCCGUGAUGUGGAUUAAAAUUACACAAUACGAAUAGGUUUUUUCUAUGGUUUUCGGUCUACGGAACACCCAAAACUUUCGAUGGUUUUCUUCGUGGUAAUAUUUUCUUUUCUUUUUUUUAAUACGAUUUAAUAGGAAAAGUUCGGUGUGGAUUUAAUAUAGCAUAAAGCAAAACUAUAUCGGCAACGGCGGUAUAGCCACCGUCGAAUUUGCAUUCAGAGUACAUAUUAAAAAAAAAAAAUUAGGUCACUCGGCAAUAUUAUACAUCGACUUUAUUGUAUUAAAAUAAUUAUUAUAAUCGGGUUUUCUCGACUUGAUAUAAAAUACAACAAUGUAAAAAAAAAAAAGUUGGGCAUACUUCUUAACACAGGUGGGUCACUGUAUCGUUUCAUAUGAUUUUGACUAUUUUUAAUUUGUUUAGCAAAACUGUCUAGAAUCGAAUAGGUAGACAAAUUCCGUCAAAUAAUAUAUUUCCAUGUCCGUUGAAAAAACUCCUGAGUAUUUUUAUUAAUUAUAAAGGUGUUUUCCAAUGGGAAGAAAAAAAGAAAGUCCUAAUAAAACUAAUAGUAUAACUAUAAUAACAUUGUUCCCAAAACAUCACCAUUAAAAUCUGAUUAAAAAUAAAAAUUGUCUAUACCAAUACCUAUAUACCUUAUGCUUGGCUGAAUUUAAGGAGGAGGGAGAAUUUCAAAGAAGCGUCAUAAUCUUUUAAGAAGUGUUGUAGAAUAGUAUUUUUUUUUUAAAUUAUUUUCUAUCUCAUCCCAUAGAUUACACAAGCUCGGUCAAAAUAAAACAGUAAAAUAGUACGUUUUAAAACGCAAAAAAGGUGCGAUGGAGGCAUACAAUUAUUGUAAAGCGCACACCUUGAAAUUUUGAUGUAUAGUAUGUGAGCUGUAUGAGAACAGUGGGAUAAAGGCGCCAAAAAAAAAAUGUUAAUAUAUGCGUCUCUGAAUUACUGCGAUAAUUCUGUUGAAAUUAAAUUUACAAAAGAAAUGUCAAACCAAUACGCAAAUAACUGGAUAUAAGCCAAUCGAUUGUGUAUGUUUUACGAUAUAGCUAACAGGAGAGUAUUAUCUAAUAUUAUGAUUAUUUCGGGGACAGAUAUGAACAAUAAUUUAUUUCAAAACUGUCGCGCGUAUAAUACAUAUGCGUACAUGGAAAAUACUAAGCCAAUUAAAUCAGUGGCGUACAGUGUUACCCGUCGCAUAAUUAUUCAGAAUCGUUUAAACAAUAAUUAAUUUUAAUUCGUAGGUACUUUAAAUCCUCGGAAAUGGUAGUGGGCUGCGAAACAAUAAUUAUAAAUAUACACAAACGUGUGUGGAAUUUAUAAUAUUUUCCUUCGAGUGAUCGAUAUAUAUUGGUAUAUAUAAGUAUCUUCAGUUGUGUAUCGAACGCUUUAUUCUAGACCGUACACACUGAAAAACGCAAACAAAUUUAAAUGUUAAAUUUCGUAAAUAAUAAUAAUGCGGGUUAAUUCAUUCAUCGUUAACUAUUACUUUAUUAUUAUGUUAUGAUCGAUUUAUCGGUAUACGUAAUAGUAUCUCUACCCUACUUGCCGGUUUAAUUUUUAAACAGUUAUUAAGCGUAAACGGUUAAUCUUUUAUUGUAAAUAAUAACGAAUGUUGUGUGCACUGUGCAUAUUGAAAAUUGUAGUCAAAAAUUCGAAAUCAGUGUUAAAUUAAAGCUUUAAAACGUUGACACUGCUGACGGGUAGGUCAUUGUUAUUUGUUGUAGAUGGGUAGUAAAGAAGGUAGGAUAUAUGGAGUUAUUUAGUUUAUACUGUAUAUGCAACGAUAAAUCAUUAAAUCGAUUCUAACCGAAGUAGUAUUAGUUGUGGUUUUUUUUUUUUUUUACUGCCAUAAGUAACCCCAAAACUGACAAAAAUUAAACAACAAAAAACUUAGAUGGUGAACUCCUGAAAAUAAAAUACCGUAAGCCAUAAAUUGCGCAUCACCUGAGGUAUGAGUGGUAUGAGGUCAAAACACCGGAGCACUUUUAUAAACCAUAAAAGUGUUUUUGUUUUCCGAAAAAAAAAAACAUCUUUGUAUAACCACAAUAACUUUUUCGUUACUAUAUUCAAAAUCUAAAAUUCCAUAUUGUUUGAAAAAAAAAAAUUAUACUUAAAAUGUUCCGAGAAAAUCUUUAGACUUCUACAUGUUUUGGGUUCUGAAAGAAGCGGGGAAUGUAUUAGUCUAUAAUGUGUUUUUUUUGUGUGCCUGUUAACUUCUCUACCAAAAUUCUUGCUUCAAUUAAAAACUUUGACGGAACUUUCUUGUAGCAUUUUUUCAUUUAGUUGGUGCUCUAAGUCGAUCAUUUUUUAAUUUUCUAUGAAAAGUUAUUUUAAUAAAUAGUUAUAAUUAGCAAUUUUUUGUUGAUUUCUGGAUUACCUUGCAAUCAAGUGGAAAACCUAGACAAAGUUCAUUCUGAUUAGAAUCGUUUUUCGUUAGCAAUGGUUUAUCGUUGCGUAAAUAUAUAAAUUAAAUUACUCUAUAUAAUAUCCUCCCUUCCGACGUCACUUCUAAAACUAUACACCCAUCAGCGGUGUUUUUUUUAUGUAAUAAUUAUUUAUUUGUUUUUUGUUGUGUGUGCAAUUGGGCGAAAUAUUAUUAAAUUUACACAUUAUUUCCGCUUCGAAUAGUUUGCCAAAAAUUUAUCGCGUGAUAUCCGUUUACUAUAAUAAUACAUUAUAUUUCACGGAAAUCUAAUUUUAAUAAUUUUAACCUUAAUUUCACCAUACAGCAUACAUAUACAUCUAAUAAAAUAAAUAUUUUCGUAAAAAAAUAAAAACUGUAAUCCCAUAUAUUAUGAUAUAGCAUAGAUGCGAUCCUUUCCGCUUCGAAUAUUUCAAAAUAUUAUAUCGCGCCACGUCCGCUCGGUCAAUUUCAUAAUUUCAUAUUAAAAUAGUAUUUUUACUGCGGAAACAUAAUUUUAACCUUAACGUCAUCGUACAAUAAUAAUAAAACCCAUACAUCAUAAUAUACAAUUAUACAAAAAAAUUUUAAUAUUUAUUCGAACAAAAUAUAUAUUUUAUCUCAGAGAAGAAGAGCUUAAAUCUAUCGUUAGCAUUUUUCUUUUAUAUAAUUUUCUUAGUAUAAUUUGUCCCGCUUUAUUUUUUGAUUUAAAUUGUAUAAGUGCAAUGUGUAUUUUCAAAAUCGAAUUUGUUUGCAUUGAAAACUAUACAAAGUCGACUUUUCUUCCUAGGGAAUCAAUCAUAUAAUAAUAUGAAGUUCGUAAAAAUAGUAAAAAAAAAAAAUACAUAAAUGGUUAUUUUUUUCACAAGAUUGGUAGGCCACUGUUUUAGGUGAAUAGUAGGGAAGGUAGAGAGGAAAUCUAAUCGAUAUAUUAUGUACGCAAUAAUUAAGGAUAGCUAGCGAAAAACGAUUCUGAGAGGAGUUCGGUUAUACAUGUUUUGAAAGGCCGUAAUAUUUACGAUUUGAAAAUAAUAAAUUUCAUAAAUGUUUCCAUUUUUCCCAUUUAUUAUAAAAAUCCUGAGAAAAUCAAAACAUAGCCUGCUUAAUAUACCACCUCAGUCAGAUUUCCUUUCAAAUGGUGCUACACUUUAAGAUCGGAGCAAAAUUUUUGGUAAAAAAGUUGUUCACGGAAAAACCAAAUCUCUCAUUGACCUACGGUAAUUCAAAAAUACUCGAAAAAAACGAUAUUAUUAUACAGUUAUGCGUGUUACUUGACCGUCAAAUAUUAAAUAUUGUGCCGGGGACAAUAUUUCAUUAUCAUUCCUCCAUAAUGCAACAUUAUUGCCAACGCGGUUAUAGAAGCUAAGGUCCAACGAUUAUAAACGCUUAGUAUUAGUUGUCCGUUCCCAGAGGACAGUUUUAGUUCAAAUUUUACUCACGGGCACGGUGGAUCACUUUAGGUCUCGUUCACGGGACGUUAUAUGACUAUAAAACGAAAAAUCAAAUCGAGUUUUGUGAUAAUAACUUAACUUAAUAUAUUUGGCAGCGAUUUUAGUGAGUACAAUUUUAACCAUUUAUGGUUCGACGAGCCUCGACAAGCGAACGUCUUUCAAUAGGCAGAAAGUCGUAGGAUCUUUUCUUUUAAGUCCUUGAUCGUCACUGUAAUCUAUUAUUAUAAUCCGCGGGCUUUCAAUAAAAAUAAUAUUAUCUAUAGGGUUUUUGCACUUUUAGCAGACUGGCUUGCUGCAAUAAUGAUGAUAUCGACGUAAAUAUCGGAGCAAAAGAUGAUGCAGAGUAAAAAAAUUAAACCGACUGAAGACGUUUAAAAACGCGAAUUUCAAAAAAAAAAAAAACUCUUUUUUUUAUUGGCAGCCCAAAGUAUCGUAUAUAUCAAAUCGUUUACCAAUAAAAAAAAAAACAACAACAACAAAACAUAUACAAUUAUUGUUAUUAACCAUUGAUUUAUGAAUGUAUAAAAAUAAUUAAAAAAAACUCGCCCAAACUUAUUUAUUAUAUACUAGCUGCAGUACAAUGUAUAAAGACCGCUGGCCUUCGUUAUAUCGUGCGGCCAAUUUUAUGACGGCAGGAAUGAUUUAGCUACUGAAUUGUAUGCGGUUUUUUUCCCUCAAUAUUGUCACGAUAAUUAUAUACAUACUGCGUUUACUAAUCGUAACACGUUGAUUUUCACAAUUUAAAAUAAUUAUCGAAAAUAUUAUUUUAAUAUAUUUUAUUUUUAGUCUCCUUUUUGUUUUUUGUUUUAUACCAACUAAUUAUUCAUGUAUGAUGGAUCUAACCUUUUUCCUCUUUUUCCAUUUUAAACCGAUAGUAGUGAGGGAUCUGUGUUAACCUUACUACUCCACUACUGCCAUCAAUUGUUAUCAUCGUAAAACGAGAGAGUCAUUAUUUGUAAUUUUAUUUUUUGUUAUAAUUCGGUUAAACAUCAUUGUAGAGAUCUACAAUGUUCACAGAAUACUUAUAAUAUAGUCUUUCCUAGACAUAGUACAAUUUUUAAAAUAUUUCGGUGUUUUUUUAGCUAUUUAUAGUCAUUUUACCUUUUCUUAAUUUCUGUCUUUAUUGGGUUUUAUGUGAACAUUAUUUUUUUAGCUGAACAAAAAUACUCGGCAAUUUUGACAAUUGUAAUCACAAGUUGUACUUUUUAUUUAAAACAAUUGAACGUAAUGUAGUAGUUUUUUUUUUUUUUAUAAAUGUAUACAAUUUAAAUUUUGAUGUAAAUUGUAAUUUUAUUUUAUUACACAUUUACCGAAUUUCGCUCAGAAUUUUUUCCUAUUAAGAAUGAUUUAUCAUUACGUAUAGAUAUAAAUUAAAUUGCUCUAGGUAAUGUAUUCUCAAAUUUCCAUCUACAACGGUCGUAGUACCAGAUCUUUUUUUUUUUAAAUUAAACUUAAACAUACUAUAUUUUUGGAGUAUAUAUUUUAUUAAUAUUCGUAUUAAAAAAUGUCACGUUUUAGAUGGACAAAAAAUUGUAUAGCCAUUGUUUUUUUUUUUUGCAAACUAUAUGCGUGUGUAACCAGAUAAAUUAAAUUGUAUAAUAGGUACUUAUUGUUGUAUUAUAUAGAUAUAUGUAAUAUUAUUUUCGUCGAAUAAAACCAACAAAUAUAUAUUCACUCCGUGUAUAUAUAAUAUCACUUAGAAUAUGAAUGUUAUUUUGUCCUCAUGGCUGCAAAAGUCAUAACAGUCAAUUUAUUGCAGUCUUACGCUGCAUACUUAGAUUAAAAUUUAAACAUAUAUUUCAAGUUAUAAAACAAAAUUACGAUUAGCUACGUUUCAACACCCGUUACGCAUUUGACGAGUGCAUUUCAUAUAUUAUCAUGAUAAAGUUUAGUAACUUUCGGUGUUUAUCAGGAAAAUCAUAAAUAGUUCUUAAAAUUAAUAUCUACCGACAGGGAUUGGCUUUUUUUUUGUUUUUGUACUAUUAGAAAAUCGCUUUGCUUUUCGCAAACAACCUAUAAAAUGUAAUUCGUCGUGCGGUUUUCAGUUACGACCAGUUUGGCGCCGGAUGACGAGCAGUCGGAAGCUCUAAAAUAAUUACGGUCACGUGCAGAAGAAGAUCUUAAAAAUAACAAUUUCCCCAACUGCAUAGCGACAACCAACGGGAGACAGCGAGGUCGUGUGGUUAAAAGCUCACAAAAAGAAACCUUCCUUUUAUAAUAAUUAUUUGCUGACCCAGUUUUCACUCACCACUGGCGCCGGGGUUUGAUUUUCUUCUCUCUUCUUUUAUUUAAUUUUAAUUUUGUUUUUUUUUUUUUUCCAAUAAAGUUUGUAGACCCACGGAAUUCGAAGAAAAAAGAACUCGAAAUAAAAAAUAGACUAUAUAAACUUUUUGAAUAUUUAAUAAGUGUAGAUAUGAUUUUUUUUACGCCGUAUUUUCUGCUAUAAAACAAAAUAUUAUAUUUUAUACGUCUAUUUUUGACACCAUUUAUCUCGGAUACUUCUAUAAUUCUGGAAUUUUAUACCUGUAUUAUUUUUUUCUUCACAUCCAUAUUUUACUUCUCAACAUAUUUCCGAAAUGAUUUUUAUUAAAUCCCGUAAACUAAGGAUAUCAAAUGUAAAUUUUAAAUUCUACAAAUUAUUAUUUCCUUUUAAAAACAAGACCACAAACCUACAAUUGCUGUUUCUAUCUUACUGCAAACGCACGACGUAGCAAAUUUUCAUUCAACUGUUAUAACUUUGUACAGUUUGAUUUUUUAUUAGAGUGAUUAAUUGACCUAUUAUCAAAUUUAAGAUAUAAGAACAUUAUCUGUGUAAUAUCACCUUGCUGUUUUUAGAUAUUUUAAUUUGUGAGCGAGAUUUAUAAGUGGUUUUAAAUCGAUGAUAUUUCACUUAUUCGUAUUCGUAAAUUUAAAUAUGGAUAAAAACCGACGUGCUGGUUCCACAGAUUAUAUCCUUACCUUUAUAUUAAUAAUAGAUCAAUUCAUCACUCAAAUAUUGAAUCGAAUAGCACAAAGUUGAACGAAAACGUGCGUUUGUAAAACUAAAACAUCACGUGCGGGUGUAUUGUCAAUGAGAAUUAUUAAUCUGUACAAUAUAAAAUUUGAAUUGGAUAUUGUAUUAUAGUCGACAGAAUUUAAUAAACAUUUUAUUGGCGAAUAUUGUUUAGAGUACUGCGUAUCUUUUAUACUAAAAUGCUUAAAAAAAAAGCUCAAGAAAUUUUUUUUAAAAAAAAUUAAAACUAACAUGGCCGUAAGUUUUUAUUGUUUGACAAAAUAUUUUUCAGAAAGAAGCAACGCGGUGCCCUAGAAAAUAUUAUCUUCAUUAAAUAUUAUUACCUGUGUUUCAUCUAAUUUAAAUUUAAACGUCCCGAUUUCAGUAUUUUUAUUAUGAUGCCCGUAGUUACACCGAAUCAGUUUAAAUGCGGGCAUUGAAACUCUUAAAAACCAUAUCUAUACCGUAUUGUUUUAUUUGAAAUAUUAUCAUAAAUUCACAAUGUCCCGUAGAAAACGUUAGAACCCCUACGAAGAACUGCACUGAAACGGUAUUGAUAUCAUAAAUGUCAAUUGUAUAUUUAUAUUAAAAUAUAUACAUUAUUAUUAAAAUUUUGAUAUGAAAUUCCGCUCUAAUUACCGCGUUAAUAUAUGUAGUUGAACAUAUUUCCAAUUAAAAAUAAUAUAAACUACAACAUGUCAAUUAUUGAUACUUCGCGUGUGUACAUAGAAUACGAUAUUAUUGAACCGAUAUGAUAAGUUUCGAAUGCGCACAAUAAUAUUAUGUCCGUUAAAAGUUCCGUUCCGUACAGUAUAACUAGUCGGACAUACAUUACAAAUUAUCGCGCACACUCGAAACGGAAAUUUCUCUUUUUGUCUCGAAUGCAUACAAUAUUUUAUAACUUUAUAGUAAUUUAAAAUGUUUACUCGAAUAAUCAACGAUCUCGGCAGCGUUUUGGGGAAACUGCUACAAUGCGAAUAGUUUACAAUCGUCUUAUUUGAUUUAUUUAUUUGUCUCGUCUGCAAUUGUACGAUCACUCGAUUGUACGAUUAUUUUUCAUAAAAUAUACAAAUUGUAAUUUUAACAGCAUUUGAUUUAUUUUGUUUGUUUUUUAAUCAGUUAAAGUUUUUUGUUUUUUUCUAAAAUAUUUCACAUCCUUAUAUUAAAGACAUCAUUUACACGCAAGACUAAUACUUGCGACAGUUAGUUUAAAAUUUAUUUCGAUGAAAACAAAAGAAGAAAAAAACGAAUAUUAAUGUUAUUUUAGCGAAAAACCUUUACCAAUAACAACGAAAUAUCGGUAAACCCGUCUGACAAUACAAAGCCCAAUGUUCGGAUUAACAAGAUACGUGUUCGUCUCGCCGUAAGCCUUAUUACUGUUGUGCAGCACGCGGCAGUAAGUUUUUCGAAGGGGUUUUGCAAUAGGUAUAUAUAUAUAUAUAAAUACGUAUUAUGUAAAGGUCCAGGGAGCCGGCGGAAUUCAAAACGGCGCUUUCAGUCGCAGAUUCCCUUUGAAGCGUUUUGGAUAAAGCUUGCCGGGCAUAAUAACGAUAUAUUAUUUAAUCCUUAAAACGCACACCCCGCCACCACAAAGUUAUUCACAAACCGACGUAUACCCUCGUCGUCGUCGUCGUCUUCGUCGUUUAGAUUGGUUCGGCCUCGCUCUUAGGGAUAAUUGCGUUUUGCAGUUGACACCCCUGUAUGAUGAGCAGAUUAUUAUGGAUUUAAUAUAUAUACGAACCGCGGCUGUGCCCGUAAUGAUGGUAAUCCGUGGUCUACCGUGUGAUGGAGGAAAGUGAAAAGAAAUAAAAAAAUUGAAAAAAAAAGGUCCAGAUAAUACCGUUGCGUGGUGUUCGCAAACGAUCUAUAUGCGGCGGAAUAGUGUCGACCAGGGACAAAGUAGCUUAAAGCGAUCGAAAACCGAAUCCGAAGGUCUGCGAAGAUGGCCUUCACGCACUAAUAUAUAAAUGACUACUAUAGAUAGCCCUAUAAACAUCCUAAACAUUCAUUAUAGUGUGAAAUGCAGUCGAAUUAAACAAAAUUACCUACUUUUUUUUAUCAAUGAGGUCAGUUGUUUAACGUUUAAGGACUAAAUUAGUAUAUUUCGUAUCGUUAGCUACAACUAAAUUACAUUCGAAAUUUUGACUUACCCCUCCCUUCUUUAUGGACGGUAUUUUUAUACGCAUUUAUUAAUUGUUAGGUUAGGUUAGGUUACAAUAUAGGUUAUUAUUGUAUUUCGUGGAAUUUUCAUAAAAUAAUACGCAAUAACAAAAACUCGUAAGUAUAUCAACAAAUAAUAAAGCCUCAUAAGUUUACAUAUUUAUAUUAUUUCGAUCCACGCCGAACUCGGCACUCUGUUCUGCUCACUUCUGUUACAGUUUUUUGUUUCUUCUGCAAAAUAGGAUAAAAUCGACUCACGGUUUUACUGGGUAGUCGACAAUUCAAAUGUAUUCCUAUUUGUUGACCAACGGUUAGUGUCGAUACUACUGAACCUAAAUAAUUUACCACUAUAAACUUUUUUUUUGUGGUGUUUGUUUUUUAAUGUUUUACUCAUUCUCGUUUUUAAUUAUUUACGAUUACUUUUAAUGUUUAGAUAAUAAUGUACAAUUACUAUUAAAAUUUAAAUUUGAUUAAAUUAUUAAUCAAAUAAUAAAAUAACACCAUAUAGCCUAUUUAGUCGGUUAUAUAUUAUUAUAUGCGGUCGGUUAUGUGUUACAUGUUCCUUCUUUGGUAAUCUCCUCUUUAUAUUAAGCGAUGCGGUUUUGAGCAGUCAGGUUACUAGUUUAGUGAACAAAUUGUUUUGAAUAUAUAGUUUACUGAACUAUAAAUUGUUUAAUAAUUGAAUGCAUCUAUUAACUAUCAACAAAAAAUAAUUAAAAACUACGUUUACUGUAUUCGGUUACUGAUUAUUUAUCCAUUAGUAAAAUACUUUACGGUAAGUAAAACGUUUUAGCGAUAUUGUAAUCGAGUAUCAAACAACGAAUAAACUAUAUACCGAAAACUGUAUCGUGAAAACAUCUACUUCGGUUGACUUUGUUUCUGAUUAUUAUUAACUGUUCUCGCCUCAGGUAGUAAAAUUUAUUUUAUUUACAAAUAAACUGUUUUCAUAUUUUAUAUAUACAGAUUAACUAUAGACUAACACAAUAAAUAUUAUAAUAUUAGUUGUGACAAAAAAAAAAAAACAAAAACAUAAAAUUAAUAAUAAUAAAAACGAUCCAUUAUGGACCUAUGCUUAACUAAGAACUAUUCAAAAUAAAAGACGUCUGUGUGCCCCCAGCGUCUUUCAUAAGUCUAAUAACUGGGUCAAUUUGCAAGAAAUUUGAUUUUAGUGUGGUAUAAUUAAAGAAAUCCCUGUUAUAUAGUAAUAACUCAUCCAAUAUUGUGCAGGAGUAUACAAAUGAUAAUUCUGUUAAUUCCGUGUUAACCGAUACACUACACGAUGCAGAAACUAUAGUAAUUGCAUUAUCGAUGCCGGGUCAGUCCCCUCCGGCAUAAUACGAAAAAUAAGUGCGAGAAUCUUGUGAAUCAAACCGAAUUCACUACACGUACUGACUAUCAGUGGUAAAGUGGAAAAAACUUCGAAGGGGGCCGUAUUUACCAAAAAUUAAUAAGGAGCGAAAAACCUUCGAGAAGGCACUUUUCCCUUCCUGAGAUGUAAUUGAACACAACAGAACUUUCAGGAAACCUACUAUGGAUAUAAAACAUUCAAAAUGUUUUUGUCCAACACGUAUUUGUUCAUACAAAUUAUAUGCUAAUAGGGUUUCAAAACAAACAUCCCCUUCCUCAUAAUAAAAAAGAAAAUAUCCAACUUAUAUGUCUACCAGAUAAUAUUCCCUUAAAUAAAAAGGGAGACUCGCCCCCCCACCACUUUGACCAUUGAUCACUAUAAUAUAUAGUUAGGUUAUAAACCCUAACCUAACCUAACCUAACAUUAUACAUAUUAUUAUAUGUGGUAUGAAGUUGGUUUUGAAAUAAAGUCUCAGAAAAAAAAAAAGGAAUACUAUAUGCUAUUUAAUUUAAGAUAAAUUUAUAAAAAAAUGUACAGAAAAGAAAAUUACCAAAAAUUCUCCACUCUUUAAAAAAGUUAUUACAGUAAUUCUACAUCACAAUAAUCAUCAUUAUAAUACUUAUUGAUAUUAGUGAAUUUUUAAUCGUCUAAACUCUAAAUGAACACCGAUAAUUAUCAUAAUAAUUUGUCGAUUCGUUGAUUGAAUUUUCGGAAAUUAUAACUAUCCAACGGUUAUAUACAACGAUUUUGCAAAAGUUAAAAAAAAAUCUGAGGGCUGCACCGCGCGGUUAUCGCGACUGAGUUGUUUAUUAUCGUGUGUGGAACAGAUGUCGGGCACUUGGCCAAAUAGGGAAUCAACCUCAAAACGUCCCGAUGUCCGUAUCUACAGCAGCGUCCUUGGUAUUCGAUUCAAAUUUCCCUCAAUUCGGUUCGUUCGUUAGACUUAAACGAAAAUCAAUUGAACGGUCACUACUGCGAUGAAAACAAUUUGUAACUUUAUUAGUUAAUUUGUAAUUUGUAAUUUAGUAAUUUGGUUUCGCAUUUAUAGUUCCCGAAAAACAUUAAAACGAUUACAAAAUAUAUAAGAUUAAUGGGUGUGUAAUAUAUAUAUAUAUAUUUAUAAGAAUAAGGUGACUUUAUUUGUUUAUAAAUUUUAGCACGUCUCGAGUAUAUUAUAAUAUAAUAUAAUACAAGGUUAUUUAUCUUUCUAUACAGGUAUCUUGUAUUUCUUUCCUUUUUUUUUUUUUUUAAACCUUUUUACGGUUAUUUUUUUUUAAAACUACAGGGACGUAAAAUAAUCCCAUUAUUUUCACUAAAAUUCCGGGUAUGACACCUGAGAACCGUCCCUCGGGAGUCCUUGUUUGUAUUAUAUUAUAUACACAGGCUAAUAUUAUAAUAGCUCGUAGCAAACGGUCGUAAGUAUCAAAUUCAGUAACCGUAUUAUAAAAAAAAACCCAGAUAAAACUAUUAGGUUUUUUUUUUUUUUCUAUAAAAUUGAUAUUCGGAAUAAUUUAUUGAGCUUAUAUAUAGCCAAUAUAUUAUUAUAGUUUUUGGUUAUACUGUAUACAUGACAGAAUUAUAGUCGAAACCCACGCCAAUAACUGUUUGAAAAUAUUUUAUACGUUUAUCGAUUUUCGAUAAUACUUAUUAGUAAUAUAUUUCGAUCUCGGGUAUUAACUGUAGAGGUGAAUUCCCUAGAAUUUUUUUUUUUUUCAGCCGGUCGACGGGUUUGUAUUUCAGUCGUCUGUUGUAAUGUUGAAGUCUUAUUUUUGGCACCUUUCACCAUUAUUAUUAGCAAGAAAAUAUGUAUUAUAAUUUAUAAAAAAAAAAAAAAAAAGUUUUAUUAAAAAAUGUUUGGUUCGAUGUAAUUAAAUAUACGUAUAGUGGAAAAUGUUGAAAAUUAUUUUUUUAAGUACGCCAUCGUUUUUUCUCCGAAACAUGAAAUACUGCUGAUCGGCACACCACUGAGUAUACACUGAGUAAUGUAUUGUAUUGAGGCACUUUUAAAAAUAACCUGAUUUGCCAAAGUGAAAAUGUCCGUACUUAAAGUUUAAAGGCCGACAAAAUACGCGUAAUAUAUUUUUUUAUGCAUACGGUAUAGUGCGUUUAUCUUUGCGCUCCGUUUAAUGGAGUUUAUUUCAUUAAACGUCUUAAUUCAGUGAUUUUCUUUUAUUCUUUUUUAAGAUAUUUUGUUUGUAUGUUUUUUUAAUAAACGACAGAGGGAUGAUACCACAGUGGUCUCGUGGUUUAUAGAAACGACUCGCAUUAUUAUUUAAACUUUGCUCAUCGGUCGUCGGCGUGUUUUGUUACACCUGCCGAGCGGGUCAUUUCGGUUUUUUUGACGGGUUUUUUUUUGCGUUAUUUCUUGGCAAACUCGUCGCCACCGAGUGUAUAUUAUAAUACCGCGUAUACACUUAUGCGAACUCCGCCUGUAGCGAAAUUUCAGUCUAAAAAUAAGAUAUGACCGACGGGCGUGCAAAAUAUUUUACGUUUAGUCGGCUCCCACCCGGGGCUAAAAUUAACCGUCAUUGAAAAACACGAAAGCGGAAAAUUACUGUCAUCAUCGUAACUGUAAUACGCACCUACCUAUACAUUGUGCGCCGCAGCCUAUUUGUAUUAAAAUUUAAAAUUUUCAAUAUUAUAUUCACCAGACUGGCGCCAAUUGACCUAACCUACUUGUACAGGGAUAAUACUUCUUCAGACUAAUCAUAUCCGUGCACAAUUAAUACAAACCGCGUACACGCUUUAAACUAUAUUAAUGUGAAAAAUUUCAACUAGCAAUUUUAUACGGAACAAGUCUGUUCUAUUUUUCGGAGCGUUGCGAAAAAUUCCCCUACCACACGACACGAAUUUCACAAACUUAUGUUAAUUGAAGAGUGUGAACAUACGAGUACUUCACGAAAUUUUAAUAUUUUUAUUACAAAAAUAGUUUUACACAUUUUAAACAACUCAACAAAUUAAUAACUAUACAUACACUUGCUAAAAAAGUUAUUGGUUUAUGUGAACAAUAUUUGCUAAUUUAUAUGUUUGCUUCGAUAGUGUGAACUUGACUUGCUUAUUCGUUUCGUCCCAUGUAACCAAUAAAGUUUAACUCUAAACAACGUUACUGAUUUUAGAUUCUAAGCACAGAAAGUAAUGUAUUGGUUUUACUUUUAUGACGUGUGGUUUUUAUUUAAUUAAUUUUUUUUUUUUUGUGUGUCUAUAAACAAAUUUUAAUUAUAAAUCUUACUCUAAUUUCAAGUGUAACAUUUUUUCUGAAAUUAAUGUCUUUUUGGUACAUUGGGAAGUUUUUUUUAUUUUCCUUGUAGUUUUCUUAACAAUUGAGAAAAAUCGAUAAAAAAAAAACCGUAGGAAAAAUGGGACAAUUUAUUGCAUAAUUAUAAUUAGAUUAAAAAUAAGUGUAGAGACCCGAAACUUUUACAAAAUACUUAUAUUAGCUUUUUAUAAAUAUGGUACAAUUUUUAAAAUAUUAUGGCUGUUUUUAACUUAUUUAGCAUUUGACAUUUUCGAGUUUUUUAAUUUAUUAUUUAGUUUAUAUAAAUAAAAUCGUUUUUGCCUAACAGAAGUGCUUAAAAUUUAUUAUCAAGUUCACUAUAAGUUAUACUUAGUGGAUAAAAAGAAAAUUAACGCAAUGAAAUAGUUUUUUUCUUUUAAGCGUUUUAAUUUCAAUUUUUGACGAUCAUUGGAAAAAUCACAGCAUUUCAUUAUAUGUUAACCGAACCUUGCUUAGAAUAAUUGUUCAUCAUAAAUAAUUUAUGUUUUCGUAUUGAUGUAAAUACAAUAACAGUAUGUAUCCUAUACUUUCCCAACUUUCCAUCUAUAAUGGUAGUAACACACCUGUCAACAGUAUCAGAUGUUGUUCUUCUGUUUCUUAUCAAUUCAAUAAGUUAUCGUGUGUGUUCAAUACUAUUCGGUUUUUUUUCGUAAUAUUUACUUAUUGUCUACAGGUAUAAAAUAAUAAUAUGCACAUUAUUUAAUUAUUUAUUAUAAGAAAGCUUAUUCAAUGGUUCGUUUAUUUGAAAAUUCGUUAAAAUGCAAAAAAAAAAAUACCAAAAAUAGAUUUGAACAAACGAACAGAUUUCACCAUUGUCUAUACAUAGGUAUUUAAUAUUGAACACAGCGUGCGUUUUGUUGCUCAGCGUUAUUAUUUAUACCCUUAAUUAAAACUUGACCGUAAUUUAUGGUGUAGGUGUUAUUAUUACGAGUAUACGAUAAUAUAAUAAUUUAUUAUUUGAAUUAUUUCAAAACUAAAGGCGACGUCUAAAACCUUUUAAAACCGAUGCGCGAACGAUUCGUUUAGGAAACGAUUUUUGGGUAUAAAACUAAUAAAACGAUACCGCAAAUAAAAGUAUCCAUAUCCAUAAAUUAUAUUGCGCGUUUUGUUAAUAUUAUAAUAAUAUGCCUAUGCAGGUAUUAUAGAUACGAAAUAUUAUAUUAACCGGUACUCGAAUUGGAGGAGAACUCAAGGGGUGGAAUUACUAUACAAUUUGAGAUUUGGAGCUUAACGAUGAAUCUAUUGGUUUUAUUAUGACGUGUGUGUGUUUUAUUUUUUUCUAUCUGUAAACUUUUUUUCGAAAAUUAAUUUUAAUCCGAUGUAUCAAGUGUUAACAACCUUUCUAAAAGAAAAUUUUAUUUAAUUAGUGCAUUAUAAAGAUCAUUUUUUUGAUGUUCCAAAGGGUUUUAAAAAUAUUCGAUAAAACCCGAAAACAAAAUUCUUGUUACAACGACAUACAUUUACGGCGUGCCAGUGACCAUAACGAUUUCAUUGUUUUAUAUCUUGCAAACUAUGUUUUCUACCAUAAAUAGUAUUUUAAUGAACAAAUGCCAAGACAUUUUCUUUUUUUUAAUUUUCUCAAUAAUUUUCAUAAUAGUUAAAAAAAAAAAACGUUAAAGAAACGAGAAAAUUUAUAAAAAUUCUUUUAUUAUUUUUAAUUUUAAUUUUUUUGUUAUUAUUCAAUUUAAAAUAUUUGUAGAAAAUUUAAAUUUUUAGAGAAAAUAUUUAUCUUAUUUUUCUAGGCGUAUUAAAAUUGUAAAACCAUUUCAGCCAUUUUUGAGCUAUUGAUGGUAAUUUUAGUUUUGCGAGUUUUGUACGUAAUUUUUAUUGGGUAGGUACAAUAAUCUUUAUGGAUAAAAUUGUUAAACUGAAUACAAAUUUUUGAAAAUCUAUCUAUAUACAUAAUAACUGUAAACAUGAAACGAUCAUCGGUCUUACAAACUUUUUUACGAUUUUACUCAGAAAACAGCAACAGCAGCGUGGUACCUAACUGGUAUACGACUUGGUGCCUAACUAACCUACGCGUAUACCUGACCGGUAACCGUAACGCCGACUCAAGUACUAUAAAUGUAUAGCGGCACUUGUUAAUGGGUGUUGCGGCGGAUUUUAUGUAAGAUACCCCGGACGAAAACUUGGGCGGUUUUAUCUAUAUAUAUAUAGGAUCACGCGGUCGAAACUUUAUAAUAGUAGCAGUUAGUUUCCGCUUUUCUAUACGUAUACAAAUAUAUAUAUAUAACGCGUCGCGGACCGUUAUUGUUAUAUUAUACUCGUGACGGCGAUCCCCCGCAGCGAACGUCUUAAAAUCUCUUUAAAAGCCCCGAGCGCGCGGCUGUAUUAUAGUAAAACGCCGGACGACGAAAGGCUAUAAACAGCCGCUGUAAUAAUAAAUGUCGGAGGCCGGUAAUUUGCUCGAUCGGGGAAAUAUUAUGCGCGAUGACGUUCUCGGCGACUGUGACUCGCGAAAUUUUCCACUGUAAUUAUGUCUUGGUGUUUUUUUUUUGUUUUACCACCGCCCUGUACUGUAUAAGUUAAAUAUCGGCGGUCCAUUAAUAUUAUAAUUAAUGCGUAUAUUAACGACGACGCGCCCGCGUGCGUGGAGCUUAAUUGACUUUUAAGUCCGACAUUAUAAAAUAAUAUCUCAUCGUUAACGUCAGUAUAAUACGUAUAAAAUUAUACGAGCUAUAUACGCGAUAUCGAUGCACAAUGUGUUACAAUAUUAUUAUUAUUGAUUAUAUUUAUAAGGACGACGAAAAAAAUUGUAUUAUAAUAGUAUAUAGUGUUUAUAUUGUUAGAUAAUAUAGAAGUUUAUCGAUACUAUUAUAUUAUAUUAUAAUAUAAACAAUAACGCGUCUUGGAUAAGAUUUAAUCGAUCCCAAAUCCGGAUUGAAAAAAAAAUUAACGAAUCCUCGUUAAUCUUUUUAAUCGGGACUGACGGAUUUUAUCCGUUUUCCGGAUCGGCAGAUGAAAUCCCUCAAUCCUAAUAUUAAACAAAAUUAUAAUAGAAAUAUAAAUUAGGUAUUCUGGAUCUAGAUGAAUCAGAUAAAAUGUAUAGAUAGUAAUUUAAUUUUAUAAUACGUAAAAAUGAUGAUUUAAACUCACAUUAUAGGUCGUAUUACGUUUUAGAUUAUAAUAUUUUGUAUGAAUUAUCAAUAUUAUCAGUCAUGUAACGAUUUUUUUUUUCAUUUUAUCAGCAUGAAGUUGAAUCAUAAACAAGGAUAAUUAAUCCGUCAAUCUGGAAAUAGAUAAUUCUUGCGAUACGGAUUGAUAAUUGUAAUCGAAAUUGUAUGGGUUGGUAGAUACUAUUUUUUUUAAUUCGGAUUAAUUUGUUUAGUAAUCUGACUUAUAGAUUGAACUGGAUUUAGAGUGCAGCACUAUUAUUUAUGUAAAAAUAUUCUUUACUUAUUUUCGUUUUAAAAUUAUUCGAUCGUGAAAAUCACACUAUCAAAACGGUAUUUUACUAACUCGAAAAAUGCAAAUUUAAGUUAUAACAUACUUCCUUUUCAAAAAAAUGCAGUUCUAGAAGAUGCGCUAUUGUAUUCUACUAAGUUAAAUAAUUUAAACGAGAAAAUGCGAUAUGUAACGGUUGCUAUAAACUCAUUCAUUAGUGAAUGAAUUAAUCAAUUCAAAUAAUUUGUAAUUUAGUCCAAUACAACUAUUAGUGAUACUAUAAUACUUAGUCCACUACAACACAAAUGUAUCAACUCCAAAAUAAAAACUCAAUUAAUAAAUGUAUUUAUAAAUACAUAUUAAUUUAAAAUGUUAUGUUAUUAGUAUACUUUUUGUGUCUUUGAGCAACUUUUCUACCAGAAAUCUUGAUUUCAUCAAAAAAUGAUGCGAAACCUUUUUAACUAAAUUUUGGUUCUAGCUUCUAAUAAAAUAAGUCAUUUUUUUGAUUUUCCGAGUAAUUUUCAUAAUAAUUAGGAAAACUGAAAAAAGUAGAGUGGUAUAUUUUUAUAAAGAUUUUAAGCAGAAUAAUCAUUUUUCGUUAGCAAUCGUUGUUUACAGAUAUAAAUAAAAUAACUUUAUGUAUCCUUUUGUCUAUCCUUUGUCUUUUACCAAGUGUUUUAAGAUUUGUAUAAAAUCUUUAAACUCAUUUCUCCCAAUUUACGUUGUGAUAGUGCGGAAUUUAUUUAUUUUGAUACACUUUAUACAAAAUACAAUAUAUAUUAUAUAUUUAUUAUAAAUACAUUUCGAAUGAAGAUUCGAAUAUACAAUAUUCGUUGACGCCCAAUUUUAGUUUAUUUUUUUUUUAGCAAUUUCAUUUUCUAGUUUUUACAAAAUGGAGAACCGGUUUGAUCGUUUUACAAUACUAUAUUAUUUAUAACAUUCACGGUGUAAACGUGUGUCGGUAGUCAUUGGUGAACAACCGCCUGCGGGUGUCAAGAGCACCGCCUUUUACCCGUUAAAUCACCACACAAUGAGCACAGUUCCACUAUACAAUCUAGUUAACACUUAACACUUAACACUUAUUUUUUUUUAAAAAAUCUUUUUUCUUCUGAACGAUAUUUCGACCAGAAGACUCCAAAUCGAAAAAAACUCUGCGGAAGAUUUCGUAUACAACAUUUUUGAUCUCGACCAUUAGUGCAUCAUUGUAGGAGAGUUAGUUUUUCGAAAAUCCUCGAACUUUUCUCAUCAUAACAGGGAAAAAAAUGAAAAAGAAAAUGAAAAUAUUUAUAACACCUAUUUAUUGAUAUUUUUACUACGCAACUGCAUUUUCUAGACGUGAUAAUAGUUUCGAAAAUAUUUUGUCUUUGUUUCGAUUAUUUUUAGCCAAUAUUUUUUAUACAUUCAAUAUAUUAUAGCUAUAUAAUAAAAACAAAAAUUUAAAUAAAAAAUAUACGCUUAAACGAUUCUGGUUUAUGCCAGAAGAUGUUUGAAACUUUUGAAAUAAAUACAGAUAAAUAAAAUGUACAUAAUAUAAUAUUUUGAUGACGAAUUGUAUUUACGAAACCUUCGCACAUCGCUGCAAACUUUACAAUCGGAUAAAUCGACAGUUGCAUCGUCCGAGAUAACCGUGGCAACGAAAAGUACGACGGAUCGAAGUCGAUCGAACACAAUAUGAUGAUAAUAUUUAUAUCGUAACGCGAUAUAUUAUAAAAAAUAGAGGUGCACAAAACAAAUACCUAAACAAACAAAACAUGUUAUUGAGCAAAUUUCGGGAUAUAAUACGCAACAACCAAAACCGGCAUUGUAUAAUUUUAAUGAAAAAUCAACAAUAUUAUAGAUGGUUACUGCUGUAACAACCACAGACAAAUUACUUUUAAAUAUUCUUAGUAAUGAUUUUUAUUAUUUCUUGCAAAAAAACUGGCGGGUUUUACUCGAUAUCAGUAACAAGAAAUACGUAUUUUGUUCGUAUACAGAAACAAAGCUAAAUUUGCCGGUGUUUUCAAUUCGAGAACACUUUUCACCAAACAUACAGGGACUGCAGUCGCAUUGUUUUUUAUUUGUUUAUUUUUAUAGACACGCGUGUGCAAGACGACCACGUGAUCGGACAACAGCAGCUGAUAGGUCCCACGAGAGAGUACGUUACCGCGUUUUGGACCGUAAUUCCACAGUAAACGGACGGAAACGUUUUUGUUAUUGAAACAAUGAUGGUAUACCACAACGUUCUUUUCAUUUCCCCAUUUAAAUGUCUCUACAAACACUUUCAUCUACAACAAUUAUAUUAUUAAAACUAUACGUCAACUACAAAAACACAGUACUUGCACCUAUGCAUACCUGCUACCUACCGAUAAAUCCGUAGACGCUCGUCAAAACUUAACGUGACUUUUAAUCGUAUUAUAACAAUAUUUUAUGUACGGGAUCACAAUUUUAAUUGGAAUACAUAGAGAAUUUCGGUCCAAUUUUAUAAAUAAUACGUUUCCCCGGUCGUACGUGCCAUCUAUAUAAUAACAACCGACUACCUAUAUACGACGGCAACGUGAAGAUAAAACUUUACCGAUAAACGUAUAUAAAUUAUACCAGUAAGUUGUGUUAGCCGAGGAGUUUGAGAGCGAAUGUUGUCUGUAAGUAUAAAAACACAGCAGUCAAGGUGUACGAGCAACGUACUUAUACUAUUAAGAAACGAAAAAUAAAUUCGACGGAACUGCAAAAAGUACGUGAGCGGUUCCCGAGGGAUGCGUCUAUUUUAUUUAUAAAUAUAUAUAUAUAAAGUAUGGCGCGUAUUUUUACGAUCCUGCCCCGUUGAACUAAAAUAACAUCAUAUUGUAAAUAAUAUUUCUACGAUGCCGGCAAUAAACAUGUCAGAACAGAGAUUUCUCAAUUUACAAUCGCGUACCUAUAGAUAGCUUGUAAGUAUAUAUUUAAACUCUGUGACGACACAGAAUGGCUAUUUUUUCGUUUGUUGUUAUAGCAUUCCUAUCUAUAUCGUUGUUUUCACGACAGAAUCCAGCGAGAAUCGAGUGGCCGUCACUAUUUAUCUUUUUAAAUAGAAACUUUCUGCAAACCCGCAGGUAGUGCGCGAGACGAUUAAAUCCGGCAUAAAAAUACAGCAAUACAUUCUCUACGAAAGUGCAAAUACAUAGCGAAAAUACGUUUAUUGAUUAACCGGAUUAUUAUUCAGUGCUUCGCGGCUGAUUGAAAACUUUAGACAAACCAUCAUGUUGAUGAGAAUAUUAAUAUCGUUCGGUACUUUAAGACGUUUUUGAUUUCCAUGCCUUUGUACAGUUUUCGCGAUGAUGAGGACCAAUAGACAACAGGUUGGGAUUAUAAGGCUGUCAUCGAGACUCUUCCGGCAAAUAUUCGGAACACCAUCGCACAUUUGCAUCGUGUCCAUCUCGGGGUUUUCGACCACGGGCGUUUCCCGGCCGGGAAUAUAACUUUGCUCCGUGUAUUUUUGUAUUUUGUCGAGGCUUUUAGCCCGCCGUGGUUACAACAUAGUGUUUUUCCCUGCAAAACAAACAGGCACGAACAACAGGUGAGGAUUAUACGGCUGUCGUCGACCGCACUGCCACCGCACCGGUGGAAUGCACUGCGGAGUCUUUUACCAAGACACGUUAUUCGUGGGUUCAACGCAUAGUUGUACCGAUUCAAUUAUUAGAGGUGCGUGUUACACAAGAGAAUACGGGGAAGCGUACUUAUGUACCCUAACUUGAAACGAGUCACAGAAGAAAAUUGAAUCUUCUGAUUAGUUGUAUAUAGCGUUAUUCAUUUUAUUACUUUAUCAUACAACUCUACAUAUGUUCUGAUGAUGUUAAUUAAUGUUGUUGGGUUUAAAUCCAGCGAUUAUAGACGAAAUCUUUGUCAUGUUUCCUCCCUACUCUAUCUAAACCUGUUGCAGUUUUUCAGCGGUUAGGUUUUAGAAUUAAACUUAGGACCUUAUACAAAUUCCUUGGAGCAUUAUCGGAUUUAUAUCGACAGUGAAAAACACGUUAAUAGAAUUUGACAUGUUCAUUUUAAUUUUGACCGUUGAAAUCGUUAAAUUUAUAUUGUACAUAAAUUUGUGAUGAGCAAUUAAAAAGCCAAUCGGAGGAUUUUAUUUGUGCCUAUGGCUUUAUUCAAUUAUAAAGAAAAUUAAUACACGACCGGGAAAUAUGGAAAGGAAUAAGGUGAGAGACACGGGCAGAAACCCUGGAUGGACUAUUAGUUCUCUUACAAACCGACUACGUCUCACACGCGCGCUCACGUCGUUGUCGAUUCGUAAUGUACAAUAAAUUAUUAUUAUUAUUGUAUAUAGAGUAUUAUCGAUUAAAUGGACUUAAAUGCCUUAGACGACGCCGCCACUGUGAUAAAUCUCACCGUUGUACCUAUUUCGGCCUCUGUACAUUAUGUUUCAACUAAUUUAUCAAACGUAAGACUUUCUUUAUCUCGGAAAGUAUAUCUUUGAAAUUUGGUUUCUAGAACAUUUAAGAAACAUACAGCUCAAGCCUCAAGUAAGUGAAAUUUAUUCCACUCUAUGUAUAUGUGUUACAAAUGCAAAUAUGUACCUAACGAGCGUGCAAGACUAUUUAUAAAUAUUUUUUAAAAUUACCAACCUACUUCCCCUCUAGAGAUAGAGUAAAUAUAGUUUUAAUGAUUCACAGUACCGCCAAAAAUUUGAGGUGAGUGGGUGUUAGGUCAUUCAUAUGUCUGCAAAAUUCGAAUUAUUUAAUUCUGUAGAUAAGCUUUUAUUCUUAAAUUAUCAGAAAUAUGUAACAAUGUAUUAAUACUAUAAUAAGUUGAUUCUGAUCAUAGAUACUAAACAAUAUAAUACGGUUGUAUGUAUACUUGAUUAGGUAUUGGUUUUUUUUUUUUUUUUUACGAAAAAUUUUAUUGGUUAUAUUAUAUUCGAGGUAUGGGGUGUAAUGAAGGUUGGUAUUAUUUUAUACUACUUGAACCAUCACCAAAUAAAAUAUCUCAAGCCGCUUCCCUCCUCUCUCCUUUCAUGUAUUUUUUUAGGAUUGAGAAAUUGUUUUAUAGUGAAACGUCGUUCUUCACCACGUUACUGCAGUGGUUGUGAAUUUAUUACACUUAAAAAUACCCAAGAAUGCGCUUUUAAACUACCUAUUUUUUUUAGUAUACCAAACACGGCACAACGACAUGUCGGAUUUCGUAAGACGUUACUAUAGGUAUAUACUAUUGUCUUCACAGACAAUAUUAUUUAUAUUAUGCCGCGUUGUCCACUAGUAUUAUUAUUAUUUCACGGCGUCGUCGUUGGUAUUUUAAAAUAAUAUUCCGAGACACUCCGAAACAACAAUGCGGCUUAUAUUUUAAAUUACUAUGUAAUUCGGCCUCGCAGACGUUUAUAUUUCAACUGUCGGUUUAAAAAGCAAAAAAAAAAAAAAACGUUUUAUUUCACGUUCAUUUAUUACAAUCCCCUGCGCCGUGAACUUAAACGUAUAAUAAUCGUAUAUGAAGUUGCGUGGUUCCUCAAUGGGCUCGUAUAAUAUCAUAUUAUUAUUAUUAUUAUUAUUAUUAUUAUGAUUAUGAUUAUUAAUACAAACAACUUUUUCCUUUUGACUACUUGUAUAACAAUAAAAUUCGAUUUCAGUCUUGUUAAAAUAAUAGUUCGGUAUGACGCCGACUUACUCAAUGAAUUGUUUCCGUUGCUUUUCGAUUUGAUUAGUUAAAUGUCAUACUCGAAUGCAUACCUACGAUGAUACGCAAUGUUAUGAUGGAAUAUUAUUACAUAAUAUACAGGGAGUCCUACAGAUAUUUAACAAAUACAAUAAAUCGUUUUUCGAUUUGUUUACGUUUUUCUCUUUUGCAAUAAAUACUAGAUCCUUGUGCUAUGAUUCCACUUUUUUAUAUAUCUUUUAAACUAAAAACAAACAAUUUAAAGGUUGGUAUUAAAAAUAUUUACUUAAUUAUAAGUUUCAAAUUUAAAAAUUAAAAUUCUUAAAGUUUACCUAAAUCAUCAGUAAAUUUAUUUUUGUUAUAUUUGUAAUUAUUCUUUACGACUGAUAGUUUUUAGUGGUAACAAUGAAAAAAAAUAUAGAGACUAACGAGUCACCAUUAGUAUACAUUUCUAACACCAAUAUUUAUAUUAAAUAACAUUUAUAAACAUUUAUAUUUAUAUUUUGUUUGAAAAUAAAUGUAUGAAAAAAACUAUGUUGGGUUUUGUAAACAAAUGUCUAAAAUGUAAUUUUUUAUUUUUAGUUAAUAGUUUUAAAAAAUACAUAAAAUUAGAAAUUAUAGCGCAAGGCUGUAGUAAUUAUUACAAGAAAAAAAUUUUAAAAUCUUGAUUAGAAACAAUCAAGAUUUCUGGAAAAUACUCUGUAUACGUGUAAAGUUGACUAAAUAAAAUUAAAUAUUAUUUUAAAAAACCCCGAUGAAUCAGAGCUCUGUCAUUUGAGUAGAAUUCCCUUUCCCUAUUUUGUAUAUCUAAUAGAAUAAAUAGGUAACUAAAUAGAUAUAAUAAAACCCCUAAGACACAUCGUCACUAACGUCAUGCGUAUACAAAAUGACAUCUCUUGACUUCAUUUGGAGAAUCUAUAGGAGUGUACCCUACACUCGCAACAAUAGGUACAUGGCAAAAUUCAUAUUCCCGAUACUCCACGUCAUUAAGUUCUAUUAGUAUAUGGCCUCUUCGAUCAAAGCCGCUAUCUCAUGUUUACAAAUUAAAUUUGUGUAUCCGUUACCUUCUGUAUCACGCUUGUUUAUUAUGAAAAAAAAAAAAACCAAAACUUCACAGAUUAUACUCAUACAUUAUAAUUCUAAUAAAAAUGCAGAAAAAAAAUUAUAUUCAAUUCAACCCAACUUUUAACACUUCAAUCCACCGACAAAACAACGCAAAUUCCCGAAUUCGAACUCGUUUGAUCCCGAGAUAACCACUAUAAAUAUUCAAACGUAGCCAAAAAAGAUAUACUAGUAUAAUAUAAUGCAUAUAAUGCCGUACAAUAAUCUCUAUUUUCUGCCAAAAAUAAUCUGACAUAAAUUCGACAAAAAAUAAAUAAUAAAUUAAGCGUUUGUUGAAAAUAUAGUAAACAAUAUUUUGUUUCGGUUUUAUUAAUUUCGCUUAAAGCUAUUUAAUUAAAUGUUUAAUAAAAAAAAAGUUUUUUUUUUUGUACAUAAACGGUUCUUUGAAAAGGAAAAAAACGAUAAUGACUGAAGUAUAUAAUAGUACACUGUGAUGGUAACCGACGAUAUUAUUAAUUAUAAUUAAAGUAAUGAACAGUUAAACUUUUAGCACUUUUGGCAAUACUAUAUAUAUUUUAGACUUAGUAUGGUUAUAAAGUUAAGAAUUUAAAAUUUAAAAGAAGUGAAAUUAAUUUGCAUAUUGAGGUAUUUUAGUUAAAACUUUUCUAAUGUUGCCUACCAUGGGCCUAAUUCUUAAUAUUGUCACAACUCCUAAAAUGCGAUUUUGAGAUUAUUGCAUUGAAUGAUUAGAAAAAAUUGAAUGCAACUUUUAAGACUAUUCCUAUUUUAUCAGAUAGUUAUUUUUUCAUAAAAUUAUCUGAAGAUAAUGAAUGAUUACCAUGAAGUAUAAUAAACCAAUUUUUAUUUCUCCUAAAAAGUAGUCAAUAUAAAGUUACGACAAUUGUGAUUUAGGCCGAUGAUAUUUAUUUAUUUAUUUAUCGAACAAAAACUAGCUAUAUACUGUUGUUUUUGUUAUUGUUGUUAUUGUUGUGUCUGGAUUAGUGCAUGUGAUUACACAUUGUAGACGAGAUUUACCGGUUCAAUUGUGACAAUGGAUGUAAAACGUACGGAAAAAAAUUAUUUAUUUUAUUUCUUUGGUUUUUCGCUAAAAAAGUUAUGAUAUAAAAUGAACGAAGGAGUAGAGAAACCGAGUGCUGCACUUUGAUGAAGAACAAACACAGCUGUAACCCCUGCAGCUGUAUGAUAAUCGUUGAAUAAUUAAGUCGACGUAGGAUGAUGGUCGAAAAAUUAAGAAAUACUUAGCUCUAAAAGGUCCCUCCUUAAUUAAGGAGGAGCUUUUUUGAAAUUUAAUUUUUUUCUAGUGCCUAUGCCAUAUUAUAAUCUUUAUUAUUAUUAAUAAAAUAAAUAUUAUACGAGUAAAUUAAAAGACAAAAAUAUGACAAAUUUAAAAAUUUAAAAUUUUUAAAAUGCAUUUGCAUUAUUUUAUAAUAUCUAUUCCGUAUAAUAUUUAGGCUGUACGCGUAUAUUCUACAACUUUUAAAAGAAAUACUAUAAACCCAUAUCCUUUCUGCGGAGUCAAAGAAGAAUACACUCGAAUAGAUGUUUUUAUACCGUUUUUUGGGGCUUUUAACAAAGCGUAGUAUGUUUUAUAUUUUUGUUUAUUUAAGUUACCGUUUUGAGAACCCGUGGUGAAGUUAUUCGGAUCAAAUUAAAAAAUAAUAUUUCUCUCUGCAGUCUACCAUAUAAAACGAAUUUUUAUUUUUAAGAAAAUUGUUUAAAUAUAUUUGUAUAUUAAACAUUUUUUUGGCAUUUUGAAAUUAGAUAAUACAUUGAAGAGGCCAAAUUUUGUAUACCGUGCCCUUUUCGUAAUAAUGGGAAAUACUAAUACUCAUAUUAAAAAAUUAAACACUAAUACAAUAAUUAGAUUAAUAAAUGGGAUGCGCUCAGGGGAAAAAAUUAGAACCGAUAUUAAGUUAGAGAAAGAUGUGCUAUCUGAGUGCUGUUAUGGAAGAAAUGAUUCGAUAUUUUGAUUUAAUCAUAAUUUAUAGUAAAACCAAUAAAUUUCUCGCUACACUCACAAUAAUAAUAAUUUUUAUUUUACGGAAAUAAUAUUCUAAUUAAUAGAUAUGUAAAUUGUUUACAUAUCACAUUCAUAAUUAUAGGUACUAUACUGAGCAACAAAUUACAAAUUUUCAACAACACAUUACUUAUUAUAUAAUAGCGUAUAAAUUAUUUAAUUAUUCUUAAAAUUUGAACACGAAAUUCUGUUAAAGUUUUAUUAAAAUAACGGAUAUACUCGUACUUUGCAUGAUAGGUAAACCACUAUGUAAAUAAGAAGCUGGAAAGAUAGAGAGGAAACUUAAUGUAAAUCUGUACACAAAAAUUAAUCAAUUCUAACGAAAAACGAUUCUGAGCAGGGUACGGUUACACAUGUUUUAAAAAGCCGUAAUAUUUACAAUUUGAAAAUAAUAAAUUUCGUUAAUUGUCACGUAUUCCCUACAUUUUUUUCCGGUUUUUCCAAAUUAUUAUAAAAAUCGAUUGGAAAAUCAAAAAAUAACUAUGUACCACCCAAAUCGAAUUUUCUUUCAUGAAGGGUACUACGGUUGGAAAUUGAAACACAAUUUCUGGUAGCAAAGUUGUCAACACAAACAAAUAAUAAUAAUAAACAUCAUUGUAAAACCAAUACAUUCUAGAAUUUUUCGCUUCGCUCAGAAUCUAAAAUUAAAUGUUAUUUAUAAUAAUUAACAAUCACCAUCAGUACCUAUAUUUGAUGGUGAAUAUAAAAAUUCCUACCAUUACACGAUAGGUUAUAAUAUACUUGGGCUCUCCUUCGGUUUUUGGCACUAUAAGUAGUAGUGCGAUUAUAUAAAAUAAUAAAUGCAUUUAUUUAUAAAUGUAAAAUUAAAUUAAAUAUAAAAAUUAAAAUUAAAUAUAAAUUUAUAAAAUAUUUCCCCUUAGAAACAAUAUGUGUACGGUAAAACGAUAAAUACUAUAGGAAGAAUGCUUAAUAUAUAUCCCGUGAUAAAAUGUUCAACAAAUGUGUGGCUCAAACGUUUGUUUUAUAUAUUCCUAAACGAAAAUUGUGAAUAUAGGUGAAACUGUCAGUACGGUACCAAACAAUGGUAAAAAUUAAAAAUACCUGAAAACAAAGAUAUAUUUUCGGUAAAUAUUUUUGAACCACUCUGCUUCAGUUUCAGACUGUAGCUAGAACAGCCAUAUUUAACGAAUUCGUUAGAAUUACAAUUCAAUGGCAUUUGUCGAUUUCCAACAGUAUAGCUAUAGGUAUAGGUAUAAGUACAUAGCUAUAGGUACAAAGAAAAUGAAGCGAUUUCAGAAACUCGCGACACCGUCAACAUUGUAAAUGUAACGUCCCUGAGGAAGAAACAAUUUAUUUUGUUUUCGGUUUUUUCGCGAGAAACUGUUUCAAAAAAUACCAACACCUCAGUCGUCGUUUUGACCGACGCGAACUUCACUAACUUUACACGCGUGCCAACAAGUUGACCUCGGAGCUUUUUUAACAAACACGAUGUGCCGUCCGGUAUCCGACAUACCAGUGCAACGGCUCCCGUCGUAUAUAUCCGCUCUAGACCUUUUUGUUUAAUGGAAGAACAAAAAAAAAAAUAAAUAAAUAAAAAAAGUAAUAAAUCUAUUGACGGAAAGCUCCCGCGGUGUUUGAACGCAAUGAAGGAGAACCCGGCUGUGGCCCGGUGGUACGUUCAUACUGUAUAGUUAUUUACGAUUCCCCGUACGUUUUCGAAUGCACAAACCGAGAGGGAAAAAACAUUAUAUUUCGUGGAUGUUUUACAAAAACAAAAACCCGAACGAAAUGGAAAACUUUCCUAAUAGAAAAGUAAAAGUAUAUAUAUAUAUAUACAUGAUCGAUACGUCUACCUUUAUACUAUAAACAUAAUACGGUUAAAUUAAUUGUGUUAGACAUGAAAAUACAUAAAUAUAAUAUAUUUAAAAAAAAAAAACAGCAAGUGUUCAAAUGAAAUAUAUAAAUAUAAUAUAUAUUACAAAUUUAGUUGUAUUAUAAGGAAAUUUGUAUGGUUAAGUAACCAAGUACAAGUAUACUUGCUUGUUAUUUCAUUAAAUAUGUUAUUUUUAAUGUACAUGUAUAAUAAUUUAAACUAUCGUAUCGUACAUUUUAGAUUUACUAUAUAAUAUUAUACUAUACUUACCAUGCAGUUCGUAUAUUAUUAGAUCCAUAUGUGACAGAAAUAAUAAUAUUCGUAUUAUUUGAGAAUGUUGAGAUACCCAUUUAUAAAAUAUUUAUGAAGUUUUUUUUGUUUAAGUUUUUGCAACUUUAUAAAAUUUGAAUUCAAAAGGGAAAAAAUAUUGUAAAAAGUUUCUUUAUAACAAAGAAUCUUUGACUAUAUAAUAAUAUCCUUUCAUAUGUAAAAAACACAUUAAAAAUAUUGAUUUUCCCGACAGCGAGAUGCGUGCAAAAGGCGUGCAGAUAUUUUACAUAUACGAGUAUACGGUUUUACUGUACAUUAAAGGUCAAUCUAAUUAUGUAUACAUCAAACAUUUUAUAAAAAAAAAAAUCGUAAAGUCCCUAGUGGGAAUCACGGACGUUAUAGAUGCGUCCCCCACUUGAAAAAAAAAGGUACGCGCCUUUAGUGCAUUCGGUAUUGGUUGUCUAUCACAGAAAUCUAGGGUUUUCUCCGAUUCCUCUGCGUCUCGUAAGUAUAAAGUACAUUAUAGGGAUCAAAAUCAACAACAUUAACGAUAUAGUAUGUGCUAUUUGUUUUUACGAACGUGCAAAUGUUAUAAAUUUAGAAAAUGUAUGAAAGUAUUAUAAGAAAAAAAAGAAACUCGAGAAAUGAAAUCCUUAGUCCCAGGGAAAAAAGUCAUUUCUUGCCAUUUUCUUUUGAUAAUUUUUCUUAAGUAUAUGAAAAUUUAAUCCCUUAAUUUAUUGGUCUAAAUAAGAUAAGUUUAGUAUUAAAAUUAAUGCAUGUAGUGUAUUAGUAUAUGUAUUUAUAAUUAUAAUUAUAUGUAUAAUAUUACAUAAUUUACUUGUAUUGAAAACAAUACACAAUUGACUUAAGCAACUCUUUUCUAAAACCAAAGAACUAAUACACAAUACGAUAUAGGUAAUAUAAGCACCAGUAUAAUAUAUAGAUCGAUAUAGUAUAAUAACGACCGGGACGGGUGUUUAAAAGGAGAAUGAAAACGGUGUGAUUUAUAAAACAUAACUCGAUUAAUAAUAUAAACCUUCGUCAGUAUAAUGCGUUUAUAACCUAUUAGACCAACAGUUUUUUUUUUUUUUUACUAUCUAUAUUCUUUACGUGUAUAAAAUACCGUAUAAUAACACGAUAUACCUCACCUAUAUGAUAUAGGUAUAUAAACUAUAGUCGUAAACAUUUUUACUAAAAACCGACAGAACAAUAUAAUUUGUAUGGCAAAUCUCGAAAACUGCAAUAAUCAAGAAUAAUACACAUAUGAACAUUUUAAUAAUUUAAACUAUGUGUGUACCUAUUUAAAUAAGUAUUUUAAUCUUCAAAUGUAAAUAUAAUAUUAUAUUUGAGCUAAGUUACAAAGAAAAACUUGAUUUAUUUAAUAAAACUGGCCUUAUAGAGCCGGCUUUUAAAUUCCCGUUUUUAGAAGAAGGUUUAUUCGUGAUAUUAUUAUUUACUGUUUCCCUUCUCCCGUUAAAAAUUUCGUGAAGCAAGCCCGAAAAUGUCAUCAUAUAUAUUCGAUGUUAUUAUAACCACAGUCAAUCGCAGACCGUAGUAAUAAUCACACCGUGGUAUAACAUAAUGCCUAUCUAUUAAAAUUACAGUAAAUAAUGAUAAAUAAUAACAAAAAUACGGGUUACAGACAAUAUAGCUAUAGUAAAUAUAUAAACACACGCCACAACAACCACCGCCGCCGUCAUUAACGGCAAUAAUAAAUUUCAAAAGCGAAUGAACGUCACGAACUAUAAAUUUAGAGGGAGGAGCGGCACACAAAUCCCAAAAGCUUUUUUAUAUUUUCGAUAAUUUAUCUCUUCUUUUUUUUGGUUAUAAUUCACCUCCUCCCUCCGUGUUUUUCUCGUCGAGCUCAUCGGACCGAGUUAUGACAGUGAACUCCCCAAAGUCCCCAAUAUUACGAUGACAAUGUCCUGCGACAAUAAUUUUAUGGUUAAUUUUUAUUUCUGUUUUUUUAUUAUUGUUAUUAUGAUAUCAUACAUUAUUAAUUGGCAAAUGACUGAUAUUUACAUAACGAUUUUUCAAGUUGCAGGUUAUAUUACACCACGGUCGGUUGUGCGACAAGUGCAGCCGGUACCCUGAUAAUGGCAGAUUUUCAUCAGUGUCCCUUGCUUCCUCUUCUCCACGAAUACACUGACACUCGAAAUUCUGCGGGAUUUCGUCGUCUAAAAAAUUAAAUAGUUUGACCAAUAUCGGGAGAGUCUCAUAAUAAAUAUAGUCCACGAUAGUUGUAUAAACCAUUUUAACCCAAGGACAAAACAAUUGUAUACAUAUUAUACGGAUAAUAUCUCGCGUAAUCAAAAUCGUAACGUUUAAUUAGUAUAAUUAUUUUAAAAUUCAUAUCGUCAACCUCCCAACAUAGGGAGGGGAACAAAUGUUAAUUAAAUCUUGUUACCACCGGUCACAAAUGGUAAUUGAACAAAACGAAAAGCGUGACAAAACAUAGUAAAAAUUUAAAUAUAAAUGCUCAGAACUAGCAAUGAAAAAUCAAAAUAUCGACAAUAAAUUGCAUAAAAGGUUCAUCUAUGAAAAAUUAUUCAAAAAAAUAAACUUGACGCUAUAUUUAAAUAUUUUACUGUACCUUCUUAUCUACCUAAUCUUUUUCUAUUGGUAUUAUUUUAUUUUGAACAAUCACGGACUAACGGGAAACGGCCUCGUGGGUUAUUAUCAUUUUUCAAUAAUGGUUUUUUAUCGUGACCAACCAUAGUUAAAACUAUAUAUCUAAUAAUAUACACAGCAUUGUAUUAUUUUUGUGAAAACAUUUAUUAUUUAUUAAUAUAACAUAAAUUUUUAUAUUUGAUAUUCUAAGUCUUCUAUAUCGGUUUUAUUAUUUAUCGGAUAAUGAUAUUUUAUGUUUCCCAUAUAUAAUAUGGGUCACCAUAAAAAACGUUUUCGUUUUGACAACUUGAGUUUUAGAGGAAAAAAAUAUAGAUACUAACACAAUCUAAGGUAUUGUCUCAUGAUUACAAUGCUGUAAAAAAGUAUAUCUUAAAAUAUCAAGAUAAAUAUAAAAUAUCAUCACUAAAAUAAUUACUAAUUCAAUCGAAAUAAAAGACACAUAAGGGUGUGAUUAUCUUAUUAAAAAUAAAUAAUUAGCAACUUUUUAUUUAGAUAAAAAAAAAAGGCAUUUUGUUUAUUACCUAGCCGAAUCAUAAAAAUAAGUACUGAAGGUAAUACAAGCGUACCAACUAUAGUACACAUCUAAAUAUUAAAACGAUUUUGUGUUUUAAAUAAAUUGGUAAUCAAACAAUUAAACCAUGUUAAUAUAAAGUAAAUAUUUUAUCUCUAAUUUCUAAUAAAUACAAACAAUUCAAUUAUUCAUCUGAAAUAUUACCUGCUCAUUUAUCUAGAAAAUACAUAAUAUAAAAAAUAAAAACAAACGGGACAUACUUAGCACUAUGGAUGAGCCACUGAUGUAGGUGAAUAUUUGGAAAGAUAGAAGGUAAAUUAAAUGUAUAUCCAUGCAAUAAUUAUUCAUUGCUCAUGAAAAACGAUUCUGAGCGAAGUUCGGUAUUACAUGAUUAGAAAUUCCGUAAUAUUUACGAUUUAAGAAUAAUACAUUUCUUAAAUUUCCCUACGUUUUUCCCAUUUAUUAUGAAAAUCCCUGGGAAAAUCAAAUAAAAGAUCCUAAUCAAAUUUUUUAUUUUUUCAAAAAAACUGCUAUACUCGAAAGUUGAAGCAAAAUAUUUCUGCCGAAAAAGUUGUUCAUAGGAAAAAAAAGAAAAACACCAUUGUAAAACUAAUAUAUUCCUCGCUCUGCUUAGAAUCUAAAAUAUUCUUAUACUUACAAAUGCUGCUCGGGAAGUGCCUAAGUAAAAAUAUUUUUGGUCCAAACUUUAAUAAAUAUAAUCGUCCAUCAACGAUAGGUACAAAAGUUUUAUGUAAUAGCCAUUUUUUUUUUUUUAUAAAGUAAUGUAUGUACUUUUCUAUGAUUAUUUUAUUAUCAUGGAAAAUUAUAAAUUUCGAAAAAUUCGUAAUGAAGUUAUAGAAACUAACCUCGGUUCAAAAACGCAAUAUAUAAUAAUGUGUUGUAUAUAGAAAAAAAGAAUAUAUGCUCUAAUCUCCCACGACCCCAUAAUCCCUAUAUAAUAUAUAUAAAGUGAAACUUUUUGAAAUGAAAUUCAAAACAAAAUAAAAACUUCCCAACUAGUUGAAUUAUUAUAUAUAAGUGUAUUUUUCAUUUAUAUUAUAAGUAUAUCGAGGUAUAUAUUGGUUUUAUUAUGAUGUGUACCUAUUUAUAUAUUUUUUUUUCUGUAUAUAUACAACUUUUCUACUAGAAAUGUUAUUCCAAUCGAAAAAUGACAUGACAACCCUUUUGGUAGCAUUUUGGUUUGUAGUUGUGCAUUGAAGAAAUAUUUACUUUUAAUUUUCUAAGCAGAUUUCAUAUAAUUGAGAUAAAACGUGAAAAACCGGGGAAUAUUUAUGGUAUUUACAGUUAUUUUCGUUUUUUUUUUUCUUAAAAAGCGAUUACAAAUUAAGGUAUAUUAAAGACAUAGUUGACCGAAAUACUAAAAAAAGCCUUUAUACAUUCAGAAUCUAAAAAAUUAAACGCGCCGAUUUAUGAUAAAAUAUUAUCGUCAACAAAGAACACCUGAAAUUAGACGUUCAUUAAAAUGUAUGAUGUUACCUAAAAAUAAUAUUUUAACCCAUUUUUUCUCUGAUAAAUUAAUUUUCCAAACUCAUUACACAAUAUUUCGAUGGUUCUAUCAUCAGUAAAUCGGUUAUCUCAAAAUUGAGAUUAUAUGUUUAUAAUAUUUAAUAUUAUAGGUUAUCGAUAUUUUGUGUCCCGUCGUUAAAAGAUAAAAAGUUCAAAAACUACAUCUAUAUUCACCUAUAUUUAUAGAUUUACUAUUAAUGUUCUAAUUGAUUAUUAUUAUUGUGCUCAUGAAGUCUACGAUUAAUGGACAUUUUGAAAACGUUAUAAACAGACAUACUUGAUUUACCAACGGUGUGUAAUCAUACAUUACAUUAUCAUAAUUUGUAUAAACAAAGAAUACUGUUUGUUUGUUUAUUUAUUAUAGAUUCUGAGUGAAGUGAAUAAUACGCUUAUAGUUUUACAAAUAUGUUUAUUUUUUUUAUUAUUUUUUUUUAUCGGUGCUUUUUUACCAAAAGACUUCCUCAGCUUUCUACGUGUAGCACUUUUUCUGAAAUAAAAUCGGCAUGGAAAGAUACUUUAAAGAGGUCAUUUUUUUGAUUUUCUCAAGAGUUUUCCCAUCUGAUGCGAAAAACCGGGAUAAAACAUGGGAAAACCGAGAAAAACUUAAGAAAAACAAAAAAACUCGGUAUAACAAACAAAUAUUAUUAAAGAAAAUACAUAAUGCCUAUUUAAUUAUUUACCAUAAUAUGAUAUAUAUAUAUUAUGUUACAUAUAUAUAUAUAUAUAUUGUUGACAAAGCAUUACUAUCAACUGAACUCUACUCAAAAUCGUUUUUUCGUAAGCAAUGUUUUAGCGUUGCUUACAGAUUUACAUUAAAUUAUCUAUAACAGUGGCUGCACCCAUCCCCAUUAUCCUAGGACGUUUUUUUUUUUUUUUUUUAAAUAUUUUGCAUAAUAAAAUAAAAAGUAAAAACAAAAUUAUUAAAUAGUUAAUAUAUUUAAAUAUUAUAAUUCGUUACUGUUAAUGUUGAAAAUCUGUUAAUGUCAAAUUUCCAUUCGGUAAUUCCGAUUUUGCGUUUAAUCCAAUUUAUAUUAUCAAACAAAAAGGUGAUAAUAUUAUCUGUGUUAUAAUUUGCGUUUUAAAAUAUUAAAAUUUAAAAAUGGUUUGUCUCACAAAUUAUUAAAUCAAAUAUCGACAUGAUAUCAAACCGAUUUACUCAAAUAUUAAAAUUAACAGUAUAAAAUCGAAUUUACUGGACGAAAAUUUGACAUUAUUGUAUACGCGAUUAUGAUUAUACCUACCCUACAAUUUUAGUGUAAUAGCAGACUGAAACACUAUAUUAGGAUAAUAUUUUAGUUGAAAAGUUUUUAUUAAAAUGUUUGAACUAAUUAUGUCCCCCCUUCUCCCAUAGAUAUAAAAGCAGCAUUUUUCGUAACGACAAAACUUUUCGAACAAUUUAUUCACGUUCGUUUAAGUUUUCUCGAGAUUUUUAAAAUGAUUUUUACAUAUUUGUUUUUAUUAUAAUGCGUUUACCGCAUAUUUUUCUCGCGUUUUUUUUUAUUAUUAUUAUUUUGCCGUAAUGAGAAUUUAACGCGUUUGUAUCUAUAUAUUUUUCAUAUUGAAUAAUUUUUGUAAUUUAAUAUUUAUAAAUUUGGCGUAUAUAAUAUACUCUUAUACUUAUGAUCUCUCUUACUUCAUUGUUUUUGAUAACUUUCGAGUUUUCUAUAAAUAUUAUUGUUUAAGUUUCAAAAAGCAAUAAGCGAAAAAUAUGCGUUACUCAAAUGAAAAUAAAUAAAACUACAAUAAUAAUAAUAAUAUAUUAUGGUUCUAUAGUUUUAUGGCGACGUCGGCGUUCAUAAUAAUGACGAGUUUCACCGUGCAAAUAAAACAAAACGGAAACAAUUUAAUAAAUUAAUUCAAAUGAGUUUCGAGUGGUGAAACAGUUUUUUGUUUAUAUUCAACCCGUUCUACAGAGUGAUCGAUAUAACUCAUGCAACACUCUUUACCUCGGGAAGUGUUAGCUUUUUCCAAAACUUUUAGAAAAUUUAAAAAACGAGUCGAAACUACGUCACCACGCAAAUGACGCUCCAUUGUACUUUCCCCUUGAUCACGAAUGCGACAAAUUUAAAAGUGGAAUAUAUUUCCAACCAAAAUGAAAUAUUUCAACAGAAAAUAACUGUAUUUAAAUUAAAACUGAAUUAAUGCAAUUUGUAAUAUACUUAAAUCAUUAUAAUUGAAAAUCGAACGUAGAUAGUGAUUUCAUCUUCGAAAAAGUAAGGGUUAGAUAUAAUAUUUAAUAUAAAAUAACGGUAGUGUAACAUUUUAUAAUUAAAUUAUCUAAAAUAAAAACAAAAAAAAACAAAUUUUGAAAAAUGUUAUUACUUUCAAAAAUAAAAAGUGUUUCACAUUAUGUUAAUCGCUCUGUAUUAUAGCGACAUAAGACGUUAUGAUUUAAUUUAAUCUCAAUUGCUAAAUUCCAGCGAGUGUGUCAGUGCAGGGUCAUUAUAUUUGGCAUUUUGUUGAUGGUUUUUUGUUUUUUUACCAUUUUCCCAUUGUUUCGUUUUGUUUUUUUUUCCAUCCAUUAGAAUAAUCAGUUAAUAGAAAUCAUUAUUAUAACGUGAAUGGUGGUUAAGAGGAAAAUUACAAUAAAAAAAAUUUUUAAAAGCCUUUUUCUUACAAAGUUUAAUACAACGUUCGCUUCAUUUUUAUUGAAGUGUAAAUCAAUAUAACCGCUUCCACCUGUUCUUCCUGCCUUACAGGCAGUGUAAAAAUAGGUCAGAAAACUUCAGAAAAUAGAGAUUAUUCUGGUUUCUAUGGUUUAUUUAAAAUGUUAAUUUUACUAAGAUCGUAUAAAGCUUUACGGUUUUCAAAAUUAUUUCAUAUUAACGAGCGCAAAUAAAAUUGCAAAUAUUUCACAAAUAUUUUGUUCAACGUCAUGACCGUUACGAUAAAUAUUGUAUGGUGUACAACAGUUCGAUAUUUUAGAUUCUGAGCGGAACGAGGAAAUGUACUGGUUUCACUAUGAUGUAUGCGAUUUGUUUUUGUUUCUGUAAACCGAAAAUCUGGCUUCAAUCCGACAAAAGAUGAAAAGAUCUUUUUUGAUGCAUUUUUUGAACUAAUUUGGUUCGAGGAAGUAAUCUUUAGAUUUUCCAAGCGACUUUCAAAAUAAUUUGGAAACCUACGUUUGUUAUUGGUGACACUGCUGACACAUAAUAAAUUCCUGUAUUUCUAUGUAAAUCGACUAAAUUUAUCGAACUUAUCACAAUUGACUGAGUCUCGGUUAGAAUAUAGAAACAUGCCCAUAAAAAUAUUGUUCUGAGUCGGAAUAUAAAAUUUACGGGUGUACAAAUUGUUAAUUGAAUGGUAAAAAUUUCCUAUUGUGGGAAUAAGUACAAAAUUUAUUACAUCGGUCAGAUUUAGGUGCAUGUGUUUUUAAUUUACAACAAACCUAUAUGUUUUAAAUAUUAUAUUUUUUAAAUGACGUAUUAUUUUUUAUCAUAAUUAUUUAAAAACAAAAUAACAAUUGAAAAACAUAAAAAAAUAAGUUACUUCUUUAUCUAAAAGUAAUGUAGGGCAACUGUUUAUUUGCAUUUAUAUUUUCAGAAUGAAUAUAGGAACUAUGUAAACAUCAUCACUCUUCCGAACGCGUUAGUGAUUUUAAUUUAAUUUGUUGACGUUUAAUAAAAAAUGUUUAGAACACUUCGCAAUGGUUUGUCGGAAUAAAUAUUAUUCUAUCGAUUUUUAAAACGUUUCGUGAAUCUGUUUAUGUACAGUCGUCACAAAUAAUAUUAUAAUAAGUACAAUUAUUAUUAUUCAACUGUAGUCGCUUUACAGAAAAAUGUAUGAGCAUUACAUUGUAACGAAUCUAGUGUAUUUUACUCGCGAAAACAAAUACCUAUAAUAAUAUUGAAAUGAUUAUUACUGUUGUACGUUUAUUGUCGUGAAAACGAUAUUUUAACAAAUAGCUCGUGUAUACAUUCUUUUCGGGCCGCGUGUUCAAAUCUCCAAAUACAAUAAACCGAUCGACGACUGUUUAAUACCCCUGCUAUCCCCUUCUCGUUUAUCCUCCCCCCUCCCCACCGUAUAUAUCGAUCCGUUUGUUAAACUACACGGUUUUAUUAUUACGUCACGGAAUAAUGACAAUUUUAUAAAACAAACAGUAAAGUGUUAUAAAAUGUGCUCUAUAGGUUUAUACUAUUAAUAAAAAAAUCGUAUUAAUUUUUUUCUGUUUCCAGGUGACAUUAAAGAUGAACCGUACACCAAUACGUCCGAAAAGAACAGGGACUCUGGAUAUGAAACGAAUUUAUACCUGUAUUCGGUAAGUACCUAUAUUUAAAUAAUGAAAAUAUUAUACUUAUAACAUCGUCGUGGACAAAAGGAUAACUCGUAAGUAUCUCUAGAGAAUUGUUAUUUUUCGGGAGAAGCAAAAAACAAAUUACAAAAUUAAAUCUUGGUAAUAGUUUAUCAAUAGUUUAUUAAAAUAUUUUAUUUUUAUAUUGUUUGAUUACACAAAGUGAUAAAAGGGCUAAAAUUUGCAUACAAUAAAAAAUUAUAUAAUAAUAAUACAAUAAUAAAUAUACCAAAAACAGUGUAUUAUUUAUUAAUUAUUAUUAUUAAACUAACACUUAGAAGACGAAAAAAUUUCUUAAAAUUAUUUCUCUAAACAGUUAAAUAUGUCAAAAAUAUGUGGUAGAAUUCUUAAAAUAUAGAACAUAUUCUUAAAACGCUAUUCAAAUAUUGUAUUUAUAUUUUUAAAUUUUCUAAUUUAAACGAUCUUAUUUGACCUCAAUACGUUUUUAUAUCUACUGAAACUACGUCCAAUAUCACAUGAAGCAAUUUUUGCGUAUUUAAAUUUUGUAAUUUCCCCAGGAGUUAAAUUUUAGUUUGAAGGUAUUAUAUAAUUUCCAUGAGAGGAUAUCUUAAGUUGGAAAUGCAUGACAUAAAUUUAAUGAAAAUGCUGAGUUCUUACCUUUGAAAAAUAUGUAUUUCUUAUUAAAUUACUAAGGUUUUUUGCUGCACUUAAAUGUUGAAUCACUUGAAAGGCCUUAUUCACUUUAACGACCUGGUCACAAAUAAUACAAAAUAGUGUUUUUCCGUCGGUUUUAGAAACUGUACUAGAAGAUUUUUCGUUAGUUUUGCACAAGUGUUUUAUAUUUUUUGGCAUUUUAAACAACAAAACGAAUACGAAUCACAAACAACACGGUAACGUACACUAUAUGUAUACGAAGAUAACUAUGUCAAAACACAAUAACAUAUAAGUUUAUUACUUCAUUAUAGUUGUACGACAUAGGUAAAUUUUGUUAGAUUAAAAUGGUUAAUAAAUAAAAUAAGUAUCUACGUAAAUAAAUACGAUUCAGAUAAGAUAUAAUUUAAACAUCACUGAGUAUUUUUGUGUAGAUAAUUUUUUUUUCGUGUUUUUGGCGUUAAAAUAUGCUAUAAUAUUGUAUUUAAGACAUGCAGAAAUAUGCAUUUUAUAAAAAUAUAUGCGUAAACGUGCAAAAUAAAAACUGUACCAUUUUCAUCAAAAUAAUUACUAUAAAUCUAUUGUAAGUCUAUUGCUAAAAAUGAAAAUUUGGAAGGUCGAUAAUUAAAAACCGCACAUAUUUGAUUGGUGGUGAAAAGCAUUAUAGGUGAAAUUAGAGACCCAAUGUGUACGUUUAAUCAGACAAUUUUAAUCGAAAAUAAUUAUUGAUUUGUUGAGCAAAACCACGUUCGAUAGGACACAAAGUAAAAUAUAAGUGGUUUUGAAUGACGACCUUUUUUAAAAGUGUGCGAUUAUGACGACCGCCAUACACACUAAAACUCCAUUUGGGCGUAUCAAAAAAAAAAAAAAAAACAAAUUGUUCUACUUAAAUCCUAGGCCUAAUCAUAACCCUCAAAUGCGAGGUAGUUUGACAAUAGUAAAUAUUAUUUUGAAUAUACGUGAUGUAUCAAAGUUUAUAUUUUUCUUGGGUUUUGUAAAUAAUUGUGUGUAGUAUUUACACAAAUUGCGUAGAAUAGCUAAUUUUGUAUACUUUCGGAGUUUCGCGAGUAUGUGCCCCCUCUCUUUUUUGUUUCUUGAUUAUUCCGGUGUAUUUUUUAUCAUGCUAAAAAUAGCAGCUUAAAUAAAAAUGAUAGUGCUCGUACUCCCGAAAAAAAAAAUUGGCUACGGUACCCACUGAUGAACACCUGCGAAUAAUGGACAAAGUUUUAUUGAACUCGAGAUCUGAAUGUCUAAAUAGUUUACAUUUACCCGUAUUUGAUUCAAUAAGGAGAUAACUAUGUAAGUGGCGAGGUGAGGUAGGGUUAAUUUCAAAAUAUUUUAUAUAAUAUGUGACACUUCGGAAUUACGGACUUUUUUAUGGAACGGAAACUUUAUAUACCAAACUGAACUUCCUCUUAAUAGCAGCUGAUACUAGUGCUAUAGUCAGAACUACAGAAGGUACUGGGGGCACGUGACCUCCCCCCCCCCCCGAUAUUUUCAGUUAAAUUCGAUAUUUCGGUUUUUAAUAGGUCUAAAAAAUAGUAAGUUAUGAAUGGCAGCGGUGGGUGGUGACAGGGUAUACCUACAUAGAUAAGUUUAAAUUUCGGUUUUUUAUCGGUCUAUUUACUGGUAAGUUAUGAAUGGCAGCGGUGGGUGGUGACAGGGUAUACCUACAUAGAUAAGUUUAAAUUUCACUAUUAUAUCACUAUAUUUACUGGUAUAGUUAAUUAUAAGUUAUUAACUUAACUAUUCAAAAACUACUAAUUGUAAUACUAGUUAUACGUUAUUAGAUAGCUCACUACUAAAUAACUACUUACUGUAUUAUUUCACUACUAAAAAAGAAAAACUACCGAUUACAGUAGUUAACUAUUAUAUACCUAUUAUAAAUAUCUGAUAGUUUUUUUUUUUAUUAAGGGAUCCCAUCCCCCACUGUAUGGCCUGAAUGCAUAAAAUAAUAACCGAUUGAUUUAUCGUUUCUUCUCAAAUUACCUGACUAUAAACUAUUUUAUUUCUAGCGAGGAAUUUAUUAGUUUUACUACCUUGUACGUGUUUUUUCUUUUCGUGGGUAUGUGAACAACAUUUCUACAAAAAUAUAUUUACUCGGAUUUUCAAGUGUAAUAUCUUUCCUAAAAACAAAUGCUAUCUAGUUAGUGUAUUGAACGAGUAUUUUAUUUUUUUUAUUUUCUUCAUAAUUUUCUUAAAAAUUGGUAAAAACGUAGGACACACGGACAAGUUUACUGUAGUAAAGAUUUCAUUAUUUUUGAUUUUAGAUUCUAAAUGUAGGAAGGAAUGUAUAUGAUAUUUGUGUUUUUUUUUUUUUGUGUGUAAACAACUUCUCUACGAGAAUCAAAAAAUAACAAAAUACUCUUUUUAGUACAUUUUGGAUCUAGUCAGUAAUUAAAUAAGUUAUUUUUUAAUUUUUCAGGCAGAAUUUCAUAAUAAUAGUGAAAAACCGGAAAAAGACGUAAAAUAAAACCGUACAAAUUUACGACUUAUACGGUUUCAUUAUUUUAAUGUAUAUGAUAUAUUUUCUCUACAAGAGCAUUGCUUUAAUCUAAAAACGAUAAAAGACCUUUUUUGUUGAUUUUUAGAUCUAUUUGGUUAGUAAAAAAAUCGUGUUUUGGUUUUCCAAUAUUUUUUUAUAAUAAUUGGAAAAAUUACGUAAAAUAAUAACUUACAUUUUUUUUUCAUAAGAGUUAAGAUCAAAUUUUUACAAAAAUAGUAAAAGUGUAUUUCAAAACAUGAGCGUAUUUUGUUAACAACGGUUUUUCGUUGCUUACGAUUAUGAAUCAAAUAACUUAUUUAUAUAGCCUACCUUCUUUUUGUUUUAUUUAAAAACUCUGAUUUUAAAAAGAGUUUUACUAUUCAGGUUUUUUUAGAAGAAAAAAAUAUAUUUACAUUUAAGUAUCCGUUUAUGCCCUUAUACCGGACGCUACAUUAUAAAAUAUCGAAUAAAGUGCAAUAUUCUCCCGCUAUUUCGAAAUACGCGUGUAUUAUAAGAGGUAUUAGCUUAUGCAUUACGGCGUAUAGAGAUGUGAUUGACAAGCAAAUAAUAACGUAAUAUUAUAAUAUCGCAUAUGCUCGUGCCUUAAAGUAUCGCGACGACUAAAUAAACAAAUUUGCAUUUCAAUAGGUUUCGUUAAAAUCAAUAUUAUUUUUAUUAUUAUUAUUAUUAUUAUUAUACCGUAAUAUAGACGUCACAUUUUUGACGUUUUGUAUUUUAAUUAUAAUUAAUGUUUUAAUACCGUGUAUACUUUUAAAAUCAGAACUCACGUAGUUCACUCUCCUCUACUUCUUGCCUUCCAUGAUAAUAAAAAAUAAAGCAAACAUACCCAAGAGAAGUAAAAACGUUUUUAUCCUGUGCGGCUACGUGGUUUUAUAUAAAAAAAAUCACGGGUAUUAUUUUCGAUUGAGACUAAACUAUAAUAUUGAAAUAUUUAAGGUUAUAUAUUAUCAUUGUUUUUUCCUUAUCGGGCGUACCGUGGAGAUCGGACCCUGUCCUUUUAAAUAAUCAUCUAUAAGUGAACAUUUACAAAAAUUCAAAUGUACUCUAUCUUAACUGUGGAAUUUUUAAACUGUGUAUAUAGGGAAUAUUCCAGUUGGCUUCAUACUCAUAAAUUCUAUAACAAUCACAAAAUAUACUUUCAGGUAUUUGGUAAGUUUUUUUUUUUUUUUGUGACAAUCGAUUGCCAAUUAUACAAUUUAUGUGCAGUGUUAUUACAUUUAUAAAUUGUAUUUUUUAAUGUUGUACGCAAUCUAAAACUGCUCCGAACACGGUUUUUUUUCUGUUCUAUUUGCUUAAUUAUACCCAAUUUUCCUUUGAUUUCAUUGAAAUAUUUAAAUACACGAUUCACGAAUGUCCUUUAAAAAUCACAGUAUUAUUAAUAUUAUUUAUUUCUGCCAUGCAAAAUAAAAAUACUCGAAAUAUAUUUUGUUUAAUGAAAACGUAUGUAUGUCGGUACAGUUUUACAGUUUUAAAAUGUUUUUUUUUUUACAUAGAGCGAGCGUAUUGAUUUUACUAUUAUAUGGUUUUUUCUCUGAAUACUUUACCACGGAUAAAAGGAGAAUAAUAUAAAAGUUUCGCACGAAAAAAUAUCUAGAAAUAAGAAAUUAGAUACAGAUGAGAGAUUAGAUAUAUAUUUUUUGCGAAAUUUCUCAAUUGUUUUUUGAAAUUUAUAAAAAAAAACCAAACGGAAAACUAUAUCGGAAAAUAUUUACGCUACGCAACUUUUUUUCUAUCCUGAAGUCUACUAUCAUGUAGUUAUAUUUUAUCAUGAUUAUAAAGAGUGACAUGAAAUAAUUUAUAUUCUGCGUAAAUGAAGGAAUAUAUAGGUUUUACUAUGAUAUGUGCGAUUAUAAGUUCUAAGCGGAGCGAAGGAUAACAUACUGAUUUUACUGUGAUAUAUGUGUUAAUUUUAUUUAUUUUUUUUUUUGUAUAACUGUUACCAACCUUUAACCGGAAAUCUUGAUCCAAUAAAAACAAAAUAAAAAUACUUUUAUAAUUUUCUAAUUAGUUUUCAUAAUUAUUGUGAAAACUGCGAAAAAACAAGAAAGUUUUCGAUAAACAACUGUUUUAUAAAUUUAGUGAUCUGAAAUCAUAGAACACUAAUUAUGAUUUUGUUUAGACUUGGUAAUAUUUUAAAAACAUUCAGGCACAUUUCAAUGUUUGGAUCUAAAGCAAGAUAACAGAAAGGAAAGCGAUUUUGAAAUUUCACACAUUUAUAUGGUAAUAAAUAAUAAUCAAACUAUGAGUAUUUUGGGGGAGAGAACCGAAAAAUGCGAUUUGUAUGAGCUUUUUACAUAAUUUUUAGAGGGGUAACGUCCUCUUGCGCCUCCCCUCUGCACUUCGACCCUUGGCUACAAGUGCCCCUGUUAAAAUCCAUUUACACGUGGAACACUUUGUGUCUUGUAGAACACAUCCAUAAUUCUAUGUUUUCUCGUGUAGCUGAAAAAAUGAAUAAAUUGGUUUAUUAUAAAACGAUCGUCGUUUUUCCACCUAAUAAUAUCUUAAGACGAGUUAAUUAAAAUUUGUCUAUAUUAUACCGAUUGUUUGACUUAUACAAAAAAAAAAUUAAAAACAUUUCGAAAUAUAAUAUAAAUUAAAUAAAAUACUAAUAUUUUACGAGCUUUAUAGUAUUAUAAUAUUUCGAAUAUUUAUUUUUAUUCUUCGACUGAGAAUAUAAAUAACGAGAACGAUUUGUUGUGAAUAAAAAACGUCUAUUGUUGGUAUAAUAAUCUGGGAGCGUGUUCACGGAGACGGAUGUGGCGGGGUGAUGGUUGGAGAGGAACGGCGACUUUCGUAGAAAUUCCGCGAGAAAAUUAUUUUUUGAAAAAAUCAACAAAUUAUAAAUCAUCCAAUGGAUUCCCGACGUUGGAUUUUUAUUAAAUGUUUUAAAUGUAUUAAUUUUCUUGUUUACUGAAAGCGGAGAGAUUUUUUUUCUUUUUCUUUUCUUUUUUCGCGCACUCAUAACCGGACUUCAAACGUUUAAUCUACAACUGUUCCGUUCGAUAUGAUUUUCGUAAACGGUUAGUGACAUUGAAAUUUAACGAAUUUCAAAAACAAUACUCCGUAACUAAAUGUGUAUUUGUUUCUUUUUAAAUAUACCUUAUUCCAUUCGGGAACGGCACCGAAACGCAUCAUUUUUAAACUAACCACAGACGUGUCUCGAGUACACUUACUAAUAUUCACUAAAGCCAAUAAACUGUAUUCCCAAAAAAGGUAUUAAAUAUAAAUGCAGUUAUUUCCUAAAAAUUAUUAAAAUAUUAGAAAAAUAUUUCUUAAAAAAAAAAAAUGUAUUAUAGCAUUGGAAAUUCAAAUAUUUCAUUUUAUUAAGCGUCAUAAUUUUGUUAAUGUUAAUGUUUCUCGGACUGAAAACAAAGUUUCACGUUUUUUUAUAACAGAAAAACGUAUGUUUUAUGAAAAAAAAAAAACCAAUGUCGGCAUGGUAAAUUUAAAACCCUUAACAACUAAUUUGAGUGAAUCAAUUAACGAACAAUAUUUUAUUUAAAAUUUAAGGAAUAGGUACUAAAAUUAUUGAGUCUCAAACGAUUUGUAUUUUUAAAUUAUCAAUUUGUUGAGUUACAUAGAGAUGAGCAUUUUGAUGAAUUUAAACAAAAAUUCGAAAAUAUGCCCAGCAUAAAUUUAAAAAUACGGACAUUCUUCGCACGUGUGUGGGCUAGUGUUGUAGGUGAGAAGUUGAGAAUGUAGAGGUGAAAUUGAAUGUAUAUCUUUACGCAACGAUUAACUAUUGUUAACAAAAAACGCUUUUGGGUAGACUUCAGUUAAUAUUAUUGCUGUGUCAACAAUAUAUACGCCAUUUAAUAGUAAAAUAAUUGCAUAUGCAUUGUAUAUUUUCUUUAAUAAUAUUUGUUUAAUAUUUUACCUAUUUUCCCGUUUUUCCUACGUUUUUCGCCGUUUUUACCAUUUAUUAGGAAAACUCCUGGAAAAAUCAAAAAAUGACCUCCUUAAAGUAUCAUCCCAAUUAGACUCACUUUCAGUAAAAGUGCUAUCAUUGUAAAUGGGAGCAAAAUGAUAGAAGAAAAGUUGUUCACAGAAUAUCAUUGAACAUAAUUGAAAAACCAAUACAUUCCUUGUUCCGCUCAGGAUCUAAAACAUAUGCAACUUGCUGGCUCAUCGUGAAAUACAUUCUAGUAUCUACUAUACAGAGUAAUUUUUUUUAUUAUGAACCAGCAUGAAUUUUCUCGGAAGAUUUUAAGUAAAUUUGAUUUCUGUUAUUUUUAAUCAUUAGACUAGUGAGUAGGAAAGAGUAAUAAAUUACACAUCUAUUUUAAAAAACUAAAUUGAUAAAUCUUUUGUCUUUUGGACAACCAACAUAAAUAUCAAUAAUGGGUAUUAAAAUAUUUAUCCUAAUAUUAUAAUACUCGCUGUUUACAGGACGAAAUGGAGGACCGGCCCAGAGUGGCCACGUUUCUCAACUCUAUCGCAGACUACUCGAAUACCAUACCCAGUGCAGCGGACGCCGAUUCCAAGUCUAUUGCGCCAAAAGCGGCGUCCAGAAUGGGAACGCUGGUCGGCGUAUACUUGCCGUGCGUGCAGAACAUCUUUGGCGUCAUACUUUUCAUCCGGCUGUCGUGGGUUGUCGGCACCGCUGGUAUCAUCUACGGUUUCGGCAUCGUGUUUACCUGUUGUUGUGUGGUAAGUUCAGCCCCGUGCUCAAAAAUAAUAAUAAUAAUAAUAAUAACUUAACCAAAGCCUACUAAAAAUUUACCACUGUUCAAUAGGUUUUUCCAAUUUUUCCGACCAACAAAAAUUGUUUGGUGUCGACUUGAAGAUAAUUUGUUCAGAUUCUUAGCGGUCUUUACACCAUUAAUCUGAGAUUUAAAUAUUCGAUUUUCCCAGUAAUAGUAUUUUAUUAAAAUCAUUUUUUCGCUAAACAAAUAAUAUUGAAAACACUCGGAAAUACGAAAUUUUAAGCAAAAGCGUACCUACAAACGCCGGGUCCGAUAACACGUCGAAGACGGAUUUUAAAAUGUCAAUUUCUAUACUUGAAUAUUAGACUUUUUGCUCCUACACUUUGUUGCGUACGGCAAAAACUUUUCCACCUCGUGGUGAAAAUUGACAUUGUGCCUACGGGUAACGCCCGUUUUUUUUUUUUAUUCACGUUCUUCACACCGUCGUCCGAUUACGGUUUAUUUACGGCUGCGGGUCGGUUCCCGCUGCUUCAACGAUUCCGUUCGUAUAUUAUACCUACUGUGUUUUUCCGUGUUCUGUAAACAAUAAAUAAAACAACAACCGGAGGAUUGCUUUUCGUGUCCUACGUCAAAAGAACAAAAGCAAAAGCGCGAAAGCAAAAGACCGAAAACAAAAUGAGCGAAUUACAAUUAAUAUAAUGGGAAAGCACAAUGAACGAAUUACAAUUAGAGAGAAAACAAAAAGGGGCAAAAUGAUUGCAUAUUACUAAUAUCUGUGAACCAUAAUGAAAACGCGUAUCAUACAGUAGCAAUUAGGUAAGGUUAAAAAUAUAAAAUCAAUCAGAAUUUUUUUUAAAACAAAAUUUCGUUUCUAUUACCUAUUUGUAAGUACCGAGUUACAUAUAAUGCAUCGUGUUACUCCGCGAAUACCUAUCCCAAUAUGGCAAUAAAGUAUUUUAAUUUUGGAUUCUGAACGUUUUGCAUUAAUUCUGUACAAUAAUCUAUGCGAAUAUAGAUCCAGUGGCGUAUUUGAAGGGAUAUCAAUUAAUUUGUUUGUGUAGGUAUUUGCCAUGUACAUUUACUAUACAUAUAUAUAAAAAUUUAAUUUUUUUUAUCACUCGACUAAUUUUUUUUCUUUGCUUUUUUCAUUAACUCUUCCAUGUUUGAUAUCAUUCAAAUUUCAAACAUUUUUCACCAUGUAAAUGUACGUCGCACGACCACUUCGACAUGUUAUCCAGGCAUUGAGUAUCGCACUCAUCAGAACCUUAAACAGUCGUCGGCCGUACCCCUCUACGUCUUGUUUUACCAACGAAUUUUUAUCAGUAUAAUUAUAGUAGACAGCUAAGUAUGCGAUAUUCAAGAAUACUGGCAGAUAGAUCAAUAUUAUCAACACUCUAGUGAUAAUGACAAAAAGUUACAUUUUAUAAUUAAUUUUUGUGUUUCUUGUAUAUGUGUAUUAUUUUUAAAGUUUUAAAUAAAUAUUUGCUUUACUUUACAUAAAAUGAUUCGAUAGAAUGCCAUAUCUUUUUUCUUGCCAAUCCUUCUUGUCUGAUUCGUCAGUUUCAUAUAUGAAAUAUAUCUGCAUAAUAUAUAAAAUACACAAAGAAUGUGAAUCUUUUUUACUACAAGAUAAUGCUCAAUAAUUUGUCUCUCGUGUAUGUAAUACGUGACCAAAGUCUCGCAUAGUCAUCAAGUAGGUACUAAAAAAAAAUACUAAACAACAGAAACAGAUAACUACAUUAUAUCUAAUAUCCAAUGUAUAUACAUAAAAUAUAUUUUACUUACUUGCGUACGUACCCAAAUAAGGUACAAUAUAUUUUACUUCAACUCCUAGGGCACACCAAGGAUUUUUUUCAGAAAGGAGGGGUGCUUGAGAGCUACAGCCCUCUUUGUACUCUUUGAAUGAGUUUUUUUCGCUCCCCCUCUCAUAAACAUAAGUUAGAUACAGUGUACACCACUGUAUAGGUUCCUCAACUGCAGCCUUCAUAAUAUACUUAUCACUUUGUGACUCGUUCGGGGUUAUAAGCACACCGUGUACGAGGAUUAAAAAGAUACUGUAUCUAGCCUUGUGUGCAUUACACCAUAAUGGACUUUACGUACUCGACACGUCGUAGGCGAUUUAAUGUUUUAAUCUAAAGACACCGUGAGACAUAUAUGCAGCUUAAAUAUACUUAUAUGUACUUCGGAGUAUUUUCAAAUAUUAAUAAUUUAUUCCGGUAAUACAUCUCUAUCGUAAUAUAGUUAUCUAUACAAAUAAAUCGAAGUCAGUCUUCAGACAGGCAGACCUCUCAUUGUCUGUCUGUCUGUCUGUCCAGACUAGUCGCGGAAACGAUUGAACCGAUUUCAAUGGGACUUUCAGUUUUCACCAUGAAGUAAAAUAGUUUCCUAGUCAUAAUUUGGGGUACUUUUUAUUUCAAUCAGUUCCUACAAGAAAUGUGGUUGACACUUGAAUUUUUCGUUUAAUAAUUGGACAAUUUUCAUUAUUUUCGUUUAUUUAGGGAUUACCUUAUUUCAAGGCUGAAUAUUAACGAGUUAAUAAUUAAAAAGUUAAUUUCAACUUAUUAACUUAACUUUUUAGUUUUCCAUUUCAAUUAUCUUAACUCAUUUUACCUCUACAUUAAAUUGAAAUAAGCUUACAUUUUUUUAAUUGUUCCCAUACUAGGUUAUUUUUUAAUUUUCAUAUUAUUCAAAAAAAUAUUUUAUUUAUUACCGUUAUCCGUUUAAAAUAUAAUUUCGUAAAUUUGAGAUGAUAUAAAGUGAAAAAUGAUCAAAAAUGAUUAGAAAUAAAAAAUUAUUGAUCAUUAUAAUUAAACCAUAAAUAACCUUGAACCCACGAAUUUUAUUCAUAAUAUCUACUUGGGUAUUACUUGGGUACUACCUAUCUGUUGUUAAAAUUGAAUAGAUAUCUUGAAUAAAAGUUUAUAACUAAUGGAUAGUUUUUUUGUACUUCUUUGUUUAAGUCGUUUAUUUAGUAAAUAAUAAAAUUAUUGAUGUUAAACAAUAUUGACUACUUUUAGAAUUAAAUUUAAAUUUAAGUAACCCUUAAAUCUGAAUUAUGAUUAGAGUUCUAUAAAUGCCAAAACUCUACAGAUUUGAAAAUUGGUAAUAUUUCAUAUUUACAUUUACAAUUGAAUUUUUAAUACCUAAUUAAUGCAUUUUUUUUUUUUUAAAUUAUUGAAUUUUUGUUAAGUUAAUGGUAUAUUUUUACUUGAUUUUUAAUUUAAUCGAACAAAAAAAUAUGUUACUUGAAUUAAAAAUAUCAUUAACUUACUUAGCAUUGUCUUAUUGAUGACGGGGACAAUCGCCCUUCAAAACACGAACAGUUCGUAUUAUAUUAUACUACAAACUAUGCGGACAAAUCGAUUUUGAUAGAAAAAUCCACAAACGGUCGAAUAUCUCAGAGCUUUGACUGUGUAACGACAUCACUGCUGAACAUACCUAUAAUAUUCUUCUCGUUUCUCUCUCUAUCUCUCUCUCUUUCUCUCUCAUCUUUACAGGAACGUGAAUUAUUUAUUACACUAAUGGUGAUGCGGUAGUAAAAGAGCACGGAAAACGGCACGCCUUUAUGGAAACAAUUAAUAAUAUUAAACAUUCGGUCGAGUACACGGCGUGGCGGCGGCAAUAGCGGCGUUUCGUAAAGGAAGGGAAAAAAAUCAAUCCAUUAAAAAAACAUUUUAAACGAAGCGCUAUCAUCGAAACCGUAAAAAUAACGGUGGUUAAAAUGCUCUUUUUCUUUUUCUUGUUUUGUUACAUUUUAAUAACGACUGAUUUUAAUUAUUACGCGGCAAUAGAUCAAUUCCGAAACAUCAGCCGCACGUGAUUGCGUUGAACAAUUCGUUUAAGAACCGCUGUCCAUAUUAUGCGAUAACUCGUAUCACAUCGCCGCUGUCGCACGUACAUAAUAUUAUUAAUAUUAUAAUGUUACGUUUAUGUAGUUUGAUUACCUUAAUGCAACCUAUUAUCCCGUCCGUUAAUCCGCGCGCGACGAGUCGAAUAAACAUAAAAUUUUCCCUGCGUUAUUUUUUUUACGCACGUCCAAUUACUUAAAAAAAAAAAAAAACGGUAACGACUACUGUGAUUUUAACGAUGUCACGUGCAGAAUUUUCUCCUCUCCGGAGAUUGCGUACUCGGACGACAACAACGACGACAACGGUGACAAUACAUUAUAUACGCGUACCUACUGACGAAAAAAAAACAAAAUAAAUAUAUCACCUCUCGCAGUCCCGUAAAAAUAGCAUUUAUCUCCGACCGUAAUUUAGAGGGGAUGGAUGCUCAUUUUUAUUAUUUAACCGAGCUACCCUCCCUCCCACCACCGAAAUUUGUUCUAAACUAAAAAAAAAUAAUCGUGUAAAGUUUCGUAACAUUUGGUCAACCCUAAGACGUGCAUACAGAAGGUUACAGUUGAGAAAAAGGUACAUUUUCGAUUUUUCAAUGAUUGGCAAAAACAUGCCGUAUAGAAUAAUAAUAAUAUAUUAAUUGUUCAAUUAUAUUCCCUAUACAAAUAGUUAAUUAUGUUUUUUUUAUUACAAAACCCAUUCGCCAAAAAAAUAUUAUUUUGAAAUCUUAACCGCUAUGAGACACGCUUUAUUUUUUAUUUUUUUAAAUGUCCCCAUCUAUGUAAUAACGACUAUUCUGUAUUCCGUUCAGAAUGAGAACAUAUUAGGACGGUGGACCAAAACAGGUUCAACACCACGCCAGUCAGCUACGAUAGGUUUACAACUAUGACGAGGUAUGCCCAAUCGGUCGCCGCCUGCGUAAUACGAUACGUUCUUAUUCUGGACGUGUUAUAGGCCGUACAAUCAGUAUAACGACGUCCCCAUCAUCCCGUUGUAUACUUUAAUUUAAAUCGGAUUUUAAAAAAAAAUAAUAAUAAUAUAAUAAUUGUUUCAGACAAUGUUAACUGCCAUCUCGAUGAGCGCAAUCGCCACCAAUGGUGUGGUGCCGGCCGGCGGGCCGUAUUUCCUAAUAUCCAGAUCGUUGGGCCCCGAGUGUGGUGGCGCUGUCGGCAUGCUCUUCUACACCGGCAUUACACUGGCCGCAUCUAUGUACAUCAUAGGAGCCGUCGAAAUUAUUCUCGUGAGUAUCUAUCUACAUAUAUCUAUAUCUUGACAAAUAUUUCAACUAAAUUAACCUGUCUAUAGUGUCUAUGCUAAAUAACAAUGUAACGUUUGCGGUUUUGUAUAUAAAGCCCCGUCCAGGUAUUAUAGGACCAAGCCAAACGAAAGCAUAUGAUGUGAGUUAACGAUUCGAAAACGCCGGUGUAAGUGCGGACAGCACAAAUACCGAAUGCGUUUGUCAUCUACUUUGAACACGAAUCGUCGUUAGUAGUUACACAUUCGGUCCAAACACUAUUAUAGGUAUUUUAUUUCAUACACUUGUGUGUUUUUACGAAUCUGCGCGCGUGAGCGAAGAAUUCCGAUUACGGACUAACAGAGAAUUCUGCCAGAGUUUGGACAAUGUACCGAGACGCAUCCGAAUCGCAUCGGUAAAUGUGAAAACGUUGCAGGCGUUUGAUUGCCUUCGUUUGUCUUGAUCUUACAACCUGGGCGUACACUUAAUAUUACGGAGCGUUUCAGAAUACAGGGACAUUAGCAUAAUUAUAAUAAUAUUUUCAAACGCGUAGAAUUUCGUGUACAAAAUUUAUUGGUAUUUAUUUAUUUCCCUUGUAUUCACCGUUUUUUUUUUUUGAUAAGUCCCAUGUGCCAUGAUCUUUUUUUUUUUUUUUGUUAGAUUCUUACACUUUAUUAUCUAUUUUCUAUUUUCGUUUUAUAAGUUGUAUUUAUCUAAGUAUAUACAAUAUUUUCGGUCGAUUGUAUACAAUAUUAUAGAGUUUAAUACAAUGUAAAACGUGUAAAACGUCAAUAUAAAAAUAUUUUACGGCCACUUGGUUUACACAAACAUCGCGAAUUACUUAUAUACUAUAUAUAUACGUGUUAUACAUUAUGAUAUUAUUUCGACAGACGUACAUGGCGCCGAGCUUAUCGAUUUUCGGUGACUUCUCCAAAGACAGCAGCAUAAUGUACAACAAUUUCCGCGUAUACGGAACAAUAUUGCUGAUAGUCAUGAGUUCGAUCGUAUACGUGGGCGUAAAGUUCGUCAACAAAUUCGCGUCCGUGGCGCUGGCUUGCGUGCUGCUGUCCAUAUUGUCCGUGUACGUGGGCAUUUUUUACAACUUUUACGGCAGCGAUAAACUUAUGUGAGUAUAUUCAUAUUUAUUACUGAUACCUGUAGAGAACCUAUUUAUUAUAUACUAUAAGAGAGUGUAAUGUACGCCGAUUGGUUGAUCCGUUAAUCAGUGUUAUCUAUGUUGUUCAUGAAUACCGUUAUUGUAUAAUUGUAUCCUAUACUGAUAAAUAUCCUACCUAAUAAUAUAUAAUUACAUGCAGAGUUGGGCGGGAUUUAAAUUAACCUUUGAGUUUUAAAAUCUAAAUUCGAAUUUAUGAUUGUUUGAGGAUUUUGGACUUGGACUUUCAAAUUGUGUUGAAAAUCAUUUUAAAAACAAUCAUGUGUAAAUUAUAACACAAUAAAAUCAGCUGAGUAGGCCUGUGCGACAAAUCAAUAGUACGGAUGUUAAAAAAAAAUAAAGCAUCAAUUAAUCUGGUGUAUCAGUAGUAUCGAUACUCAAUUAUAAUAAUAAACACAGAUAUUACAACAACAAUAUAAUUUUUUGUGUCAAUUGCCGUUAUAUAUCACCGUCAUUUCACUGUUAUAUUUAUAAUUUAUAUUUUCUUAAAAUAAUAGUAUCGAUUACUUUAUCGACUAUAGUAUCGGCAAUCGACUUGUGUUAAUAAUAAUAAUAAUAACAUACUAAAUAGAUGUGAUGAAUAUUUGUGUUUAAUAAAUAAAAACUAUAUAUAUUACCUAAUUAAUAACCUGACGGAGUACAUAAUUAUUUUUAUUUUAUCAACUGACAAUUUUUAUUUAUUGUUGACUAUUUCAUAAUCAUAAUACUUUAUUGAAAUUAGAUAAUGAUAUGAAAUAUUGUUAUUAAUUAACACUUGACUCAUGUUAUUAAUUUAUUAUUUUCUAGCUACAUAUUUGAUAUUUAUAAAUUAAAAUCGAUAUAAUUUAUUAAUGACUAUUUCAUAUUGUAUCACUUAAUUUAUAAACUGUAUAAAUUUCGGAGAUUGAAUUUUAGAUUUAGAUUUUUUUUAAAUUCGUUUUUUGGGAGAAUUUACACAUCUCUAAUUCUGUGGUAUAUUAAAUAUACCCAUUAUCGUCAUUAAUAUUUCAAAAUUGUUCGCAAUCAAUUAUUUAAUUUAAUUUUCCAUAAAAAUAAUUAAUUUCAUCUCAAUCGUAUAAUAUUACUCAGGUAAUACGCAUUAUUAUAUAAUACAAUUGUGUAGUAAUUUUGUUUUUAUAGAUUCAAAAUAAAAAUCUAUUUAACAGUGAUAAACUAAAUUGAAUACUUGUUGUAAUUGGUUCUCUGCCAAUUUUUCCAGGCAAUUUACUUAUUUUAGUACGCGUUCCCGCGGUCGUCAAAUAUUAUAAUUGACUAUAUCUUCGGCUACUCAGCAAAACUUUUCAAGUCGAAAUUUUGACAUAUUUGUAAAUUUUUGACUCUGCCACAGUAAUUCACUUCACUUGUUCAAUUUCAUUUAGAUCGACUUACGAAGUUUGCUGAAUACCCGACGAUUUAUUGACCGUUGUAUUAUUACUUUCUACGAGUUUCCACAGGUUUUCCUUUUUAACCUAACCAAUCAAUUUUACAGCUUUUGCUCAUUGGGCAAUCGGCUAUUGAAGGACGUCGGGUUGAACAACUGCACCAAAGACGUAGGUGGCUACUUGCACAACGUGUACUGCGCCAACGGCACCAGACCUUGUGACAGUUACUUUGAGGCGCACAACACUUCUUUGGUUCAAGGCAUUCGGGGCAUCAGCAGCGGUGUUUUCUUCGGUUGGUAGAUUUUAAUGUUGCGAAAUGUAAACGUUUAUUUCUGAUUUCAUGCGUGCGAAAUCAAUCGUUUCAAAGCGACGGACGGAUUAUCGAAAACAAUUUCUAUCCAGAAUAUUAAUAUAAUGUUUACCAAAUUUAAGUUUUAAUAUAAACAAUUAUAUGCCGAUAAUGACAACACAACGAGAGUUUACGAUUAUUCCGAUUUGAAAUCGUGCAAACUUUAUCGGUACCAAUACGAUUCGUUGUGAAAAUUAAAAAAUAAUAAUAAUAAUAUUAAAAACGUUUUAUACUUAUACUUUUACGGGAUCUUGAUAUUAUUCAUAAUUGCUGUAACAGACAGCAAAACACCCGACUUAUUAUAUUACAAUAUUUAUGGGAUACCUAUAUUUUAUUUUCGAUAGAAAAUAUUUUCGGCAACUUUUUGGAAACCGGACAAUACAUAGCCAGGACUCAUAAGCCAGAUGAUAUUCAACCGUUAAACAAAAACACUUACAAUAUGGUAAUGGUGGACAUCACGACUUCAUUCACGAUACUCAUCGGCAUAUUCUUCCCGUCCGUAACCGGUUCGUAACUCAUUGAAAGUAAAACUAUUAAUAUUAUAUAUUAAGCAACGUGGAACAUUUUGUCAUUGUUAUUAUUAUUAUUAUUAUUAUUAUAACCAAUCCCCUUGAUAAUUAUUAUCAAAGGAAUUUAGUAAAGUUUUCCAAAUUUUCUUUAUAUUUUGGAAAAUUUAAAACAAUUUUAAUGAUAAUAAUAUAAGGGUUCGGCCGUUUUAAUGGACGAAUAUGACGAAUAUGACAGAAGAAAAUGUAGGAAUCGCGUUUGACAGAUUCCAAUUUUAAAACCGUAGGUAUUAUGAUUUGUUUAUGUUCUUUACUAGGAUAUGUUGUAAUUACUUUUUAAAUUUAAAUUAUGUUUAUCGUAAGUAAAAGACAAAAGACUUAAAUUGCAUGUUUGAAAUUUUGUUUCCAAUUCCCAACGAACUAAUUAAAUUUCUAUUCCCAACAUUGCCUAGUAAAGAACCUAAACAAUCGCAAUCCGUUUUUAAAAUUGAAUCCGUCAACACUCAAAUUCUAUAGUUGGCUUGGCUUUUAGGUCUAAAUCGACUUUACACCGUUCCCAAUUCCCUUAAGUAUCAUUAUAAUUCUUUGCACAGGAAUAAUGGCCGGUUCCAAUAGAUCUGGAGAUCUCGCGGACGCACAGAAAUCCAUUCCCAUUGGCACAAUAUUGGCCAUUCUGAGUACGUCAUCGGUUUACUUGUCUGCCGUUGUACUAUUCGGAGCAACCGUCGACAAUUUACUACUCAGAGACAAGUACGUGUCCAAUAAUAUAAUUAUUUUAAUCGACACACAUAUAUGACCUAUAUAAAAAAUAGCUUUCUUACAAAAAAACAAAAAAUUACACGAGUCAUUUAAACGUACUUACUUGUACGGUGUAUACUGUUUUCAUUCGGUUUGAAUACAUUUUUUGCGAGCAUUUUACCAUUUUACUCUAUACUUAUAUAUAUUAUACAUACUUUCAAGGAUAUUUGAAGAUCGAUAAAAUAACCGAACGUGUAUACAAUCUAAUUUAUCGCGGUGAAAAGACCGGACAACGCGCGAUAAAUUCAAUGGAAUCUAAUUUUAGUCGAAUGCCCUAAAAGGGACUAGAAUCGUUUUUAUCCCUUUUUUUUCAUUCUCUUUAUGCGUAUACGCUGUUUUUCACAUAGUCAAAGAGGGACAGGAAAAAACAUUUUAUCUUACAUUGUAAAAGAAAAGAUAAUAUUUUCGAAUUUCCUAUAUACAACAUUAGGUAUAUAUGUAUAUAUACUAUAUUAUAUACUAGUAUAUUCCGCGGGUUUUAUUACACCUAUACUUACUUUUAGUAAAACAUAACAACGCAGCGUCUCGCGUUCAUUUUGUAGUUUAUACUCUGUACCUACGCUAUUUUUCCCAUUCAAUAAUGCAUCAACAGACAUAUUAUUACCCUGUCAAAACAUCAACGCGAAUAAUCUACUUUGAAUAAUCGUGUACCUACCUUAUAUAUAAUAUAUAAUACUAAACUAUAUAUAUAAUAUAUUCACUGGCUUCUCGGUGUUAAAUAUUAAUGUCGGCAUACGAAAACGUAUAUACCCAGGCUUAUCAAAACCGUCCAUCAGACGUAGGUAUGGGAACGCGAUUUUCGUAUAUACUCGCAUAUCGUCAACAAUGAAGCCGCAUAAGCGUUAUUUGAAAUAAAAUAAUGGAGUAGCAAGCAACUUGAAUAAUUUUUUUAAUUCAGUUGUGGUCUAAUGAAAUGAGGGAAAAAUUGGCGGAUCGAUAAGUCCUAGUCAAUCAAUUUGUUCAUCAGAAUUACAUAGAAAUAUACGAAGAAAUCAGUUGAAUGAUCUUUUUAAACGUUCAAAUUCAAUAUAGCCAAUAGUAUAACUGUAUAAAUGUUAGUUAUACUAAUUUAUUAUUAGUGUUUUAGAAAACUAUACUUUUUUUUUACAAAUUACUCAUAGGGUCGCAUAGAUAUUAAUUUGCAACGCCUAUAAAAAUGAUGAAAUAGCAGUUUUAUUACUCCUUGCUACCUCGUAAUAACGCCUAUGGAUAAAGGUAUAGUGAAGUUGUUUGACGAAUCGAGUUAAAUGAUAAAAAGCCGAGUAACUUCGCACGUGGGUGGGCCACUGUUGUAGGUGAGAAAUUGGGAAGGUAGUAGAGGGAAAAUUUAAUGUAGGUUUAUCUGUACCAAAUAAUGAACCAUUUCUAAUAAAAAAAAAACGAUUCUGAGCAGAAUUCAGUUGAUAGUGUUGCUUUUUCAACAUAAUAUAUAUGUCAUAUUAUGGUAAAAUAAUUGCAUAGGCAUUAUAUAUUUUCUUUAAUAAUAUUUGUUUAAUAUUGUACCUAUUUUCCCAGUUUCCCCGUGUUUUUCUUGAUUUUUUCUAUUUAUCAGGAAAACUCCCAAAAAGUACUAUCAUUUUAAAUUAGAGGAAAAUUAAUUUCAAUAAUAAAAUCAAAGAAUUAAAUCACUCUCGUUUCAUCGUCAUUUGUUUAUUUUAUUAUGUUUCGUUUUUAAACCGCGAGUACAUUUUCCCCAGGCUCAUAAAACGUUUAGGGUAACGCCAAACGCGUAGCCAUCAUGCAUUUUUGACGUAGCCGAUAUCAUCUUACAUCGAGUUUUAACAAUAAUGCCCGAAAUUUAUAAAUCAUUUUUGUUUUUACCGUGAAAACCAUAUUAUUAUAAAUAAGAAAUGCGCAUUUUUAGUGUCUGCACGUUUGUUUUUAAUAUGGACGCGAUCGAAGGAAGAUUGGUACGCUUCAACUUUUCUGAACACAGUUCUGACAACGCCACCGCUACCGUUACCCCGUUUUAUUAUAAACUAAAUAAAUUGAACACUACUCUUAGUUUUUUUUUCCCCCCCGAUCUACGUAUAGAAACACUCAUAUUUCCGUUAUCUCAAUACUGCAGAUAAUCUUACAUCUUAUUUUUUAAAAAAAUAAAAGUACCUCAUGAAAUUCGAUAAAAUGGCCGUAUAACGAUGUGACUGCACUUUUAUAUUUUAUCAAACACCGAGUGAUCUAAAAGGAAAAAAUACAUAAUAUAAGUCGAGUGAAUCUUACUCAGUGUUGUGUUUUAUUUAAAUGAAUUUAUAGUGAUAAAUUAUCUACAUACAUAUAUGUGUAUAAGUAUAUAUUGUGUAUUUUUUAUCUUAUCUAGAUAAAUAAGAAAAAGUUGUCUGAGCUGUUAUCUAUGAUAAAUAAUUGAAUUAUCUAGAUAAAUGCAUUUAGAUAAAUAUUUUUAAAUCUUUAUUUAUACAUGUAUAUUAGUUAUUAGAAAUAAUAGAUGAAAUAUUUUAUUUAUAUUAAUAUGGUUUAAUAAAUUCAUUAUUAUACUUAUUAAUCAUACAUCAUUUAUGAGAAAACUUUAUACUUUAUAAAUAAAUUUAAUUACUUAAAUACAUUUUAAUAAUUCCAUUUGUAUAACUAAAACUUUACUUUUACUACUUUUAUCAUUUUUUUAUGAUAGGUUAUGAACAAAAUAGAGAUUUUUGUUCAUUAUAAUAAUUUAUAUACUAUCGUUUAUUUUUCGACUAAAAUGUUUUUAUGUUAUCCCGAAGGUUUGGUCAGAGUAUUGGAGGACGUCUGGUAGUAGCCAACAUUGCGUGGCCUAACGAAUGGGUGAUUUUGGUGGGAGCGACAUUGUCCACGUUGGGAGCCGGACUACAGAGUCUUACCGGAGCACCGAGAUUGUUACAAGUAAGUAAUAAAUAGUCAUUCAUCAUUUCAUCAUCUAAUAAAUUGAAUUGAAAAUCUAGUGUAUCAAUAAAAAAAAACAUCAGAGACCAGCAGAGCUCCGUCACUAUAGAGUCGAAUUUCCCCCCCCCCUCUUAUUUUAUAUUAUAUUAUGUACUCUUUAUAAAACAAUAUAAAUAGCCGAAUGCUAUAAUAAUACAAUACUAUACUAAAUUACAACUAAACUACUUCCAAAAAUAUGGUGACAUUUGAGCAUGAAAAUGGUCCCGCACAUACAAAAUGUCAUCCCCUGAUUUCAUUUUAAGUAUCUAAAAAGACACCUUCCUUCCAUAUUAACAUGGUGAAAUUAAUAUUAAAAUUCAAUACAAUAAUUGUAUCAAUUAAAAACCACUCUUAAUUCCUGAAUUUUAACUAAAUUGGUCCCGAAAAAGCCAUUAUAGAAGUGUAUCGAAGUAGCGAGAAAAAGAUUAUAAAAAAAAUACAACGGUCACAACAGACUGCAACAGUCUCUAUUUUCGAAGAAAAUUCGAAAAAUACGUCAUCCGUCCUUUUCCGGGUUCUUACGUUUAUUUAAUUUAUUGUCUUAUUUAUGCCACCAGGCUAUAGCCAAAGACGACAUAAUACCGUUCCUGCAACCGUUCGCUAAGUCGUCGGCGUCUGGUGAACCAACCAGAGCAUUAAUCAUAACCGUGGUCGUGUGUCAGUGCGGUAUACUGAUCGGAAACAUCGACAAUCUCGCUCCGCUGUUGGCCAUGUUCCUCUUGAUGUGUUACGCGUUCGUCAAUUUGGCGUGUGUCCUGCAGACGCUGUUGCGCACGCCCAACUGGAGACCCCGGUUCAAAUACUAUCACUGGCACGUACUUGCAAUAUAUAAUAAUACUUUCAAACCACAACCGCAUCUAACUCACGCGCAAUAAUAUUUCCUACCAAUAUUGUAAUACCUAUAAUAUAAUUCGAUUUUUUUGUAUACGAUUUUCUACAGGACACUGUCGUUCACCGGACUCACGUUGUGCAUCGCCGUCAUGUUUAUGUCGAGUUGGUAUUUCGCGCUUUUGGCCCUGGGCAUGGCAGGAGUAAUUUACAAAUAUAUCGAAUACCGAGGGUGAGUGAUGGAAAAAGUGACGAAUGAAAAAAUAAUAAAUGCCGAUAAUUAAUAUAUUUUUUAAUCGUACAACGACAACGACGGGUGUUUAUUAUUAAUCGACUUCGGACCACUAUAAUAUAAUAACGAAAUAUAUAACGAUAUAUAACGUUAAACCUGCUGGACGCUUUUAUCGUUCCGCAUUUAUUAAUAACAUUUUUUUAUUAUACUUUAAAACACACCAAAUACAAUAAAUUUGAUUUUUUAUUUAUAUAUAUACGGUGCAAAGAACGCGAGUAGAAUUUGACUAAAGUAUGACGAUUUUUAUUGUAGAGCGGAAAAAGAAUGGGGAGAUGGAAUGCGCGGUUUAGCUUUGUCGGCCGCUAGAUACAGUUUACUGCGGCUUGAAGACGCGCCGCCGCACACCAAAAACUGGCGUCCGCAGAUACUCAUGUUAGUCAACUUCAACUCAGACCUGCCAAAGUACCGGAAAAUUUUCUCGUUAGUAUCUCAACUUAAGGCGGGCAAAGGACUUACGGUGAGCGCGACGGUGAUAGAGGGAGAUUAUAUCAAGAAAACAGGUCAUGACGUACAAAUGACCAAGAAAGAACUGGUGAGAUUGAUGGACGAGGAGAAAGUCAAAGGUUUCGCGGACGUUUUGGUCGCAAAAGAUACAUCAGAGGGCUUAAGUCAUUUGUGAGUUAUUUUUUAAUUUUGAACUUAGCUCUUGUUAUUUUUACUAAUCUUCAAAUUUCACGGUAUGUAAUAAGGAUACAAAUCGCCGGGCUCGGAGGAUUGAAACCCAACACCGUAAUUCUAGGAUGGCCGAACAGCUGGAAACAAUCCGAAAACGACCGAUUAUGGCAAGUCUUCUUGCAAACUAUCCGUGUCGUCACUGCUGCGAAGAUGGCGUUGAUUGUACCUAAAGGUAUAAGGUCAUUCCCGGACUCUGCAACCAAGGUAAACAAGAGUUUUUAUUAUAUCUUCAUGAGAUCAUUUAAGAAUGGCCGAUAAUAUUGUUGUAUAACGAACAGUUGUCGGGCACAAUCGAUAUUUGGUGGAUCGUACACGACGGAGGUAUUCUGAUGCUCAUACCGUUCUUGUUGAAACAACACCGGACCUGGAAAAACUGCAAACUGAGAAUAUUUACUGUUGCACAGACCGACGAUAAUUCCAUCCAAAUGAAAAAAGAUCUCAAGACGUUCUUAUACCAACUCCGGAUACCAGCCGAAGUCGAAGUGGUCGAAAUGGUAAGUGUGAAUGAUCAAGUAGUUUAUUGGUUCUCGUAUAUGUUUAAACCUAAAUGUACCUAUAUUACAAAUCAUAAUACUGAUUUACUUGAUUUCCGUUUCAGACAAACAACGACAUUUCAGCUUACACGUACGAAAGGACACUUAUGAUGGAACAACGAAAUCAAAUGUUAAGGGAACUGAGACUCAAUAAGAAAGAAAGCUUUGGAAUGGUAAGUUAAAACGUGCCGUUAUUAUGUCUCAUAUACAACAUGAUUAUUAACUAAUAAUUUAUAUUAUUAUAUUAAACAACGAUUAUUAUUCUUCAUUUUACGACUAUCCUUUUAAACACGGCUUGUGGUUUGUUGUUUCUCUUUUUUUUGGCUUACAAAAGAUGCGUAAUAUCAUAGAUUUCAAUCGAGAAACACCGACUGGAGAAAACACGCCGCUGGUUUGUUUCAGUUUAUUUAAAAUCUAGGAACGCUUUGGACUUAUGGAGUAACUUAGUCGAUGUAUUGAAAAUAUCCGUAGAUUGAUAACGCGUAAUUGUGUAGAUAUAUUAAAAUAAAAGUAAAAGUAUAUUAGUAUUAAUAGAUAGAUAGAGCAAUUAUUUAAUUAAACGCUUUCGUCAUGUAGUCUACUCAUAUAUUUUUGUAUUUUUGUUUUUAAAUGUAUUAUUGCUACUAGUAACUAUUGCCUCCGAGUUUAAAAAUGUAAUGAAUAAAAUUGAGGAAUGUCAAUAUAAUUUAUUUACAAUUGUAUAUUAUUACAGUUAAAAUCUGACAUCUGUCAAAACUAACUUCCACAAAUCCUUUUUGUCAAAUCUGAUUAAAUAAAUCAGUCAAAACUAGUUUUAACUGAAACGUGUGUAAGUACUAUGUAUUUAAACUCGCACUAACUAAUAUGCCCAUGAUCACAGACGUUCUAUAAAUAUCAAUCGAUAAAUUCUACCGACCGACUAUUAAAUCAAUUUAUUUCUUACACAGAGGUGUUCAACGUUCCAAGGGUUCAAUCAAGCGUUCCAGGAAAUAUUAUUUUCCUCUGUGCAUCCACAACAAAAGCAUCGACUGGGUUGAGAUAAGACGCACUUUCAAAAAUGUAUUUGCAACAAAUCGUGCAUAUGAGUAAAAAAAGUAGAUCAUGCAUUCAUGCGUAAUUCUAAAUGUGAUGAUAGUUUACCCUACAGAAACAAAUCACAAUGUUGACAAUCCACUUUAAAACAUCAAGAAAUUUCUAUAUCUAUCUUAAUAUGUACUUAUUUCUGCUUUUACCUAGUUUUAUUAAUUUAAACAAACGAUAUAACAGUUACUUCUGAAAAUCGAUUUUCACUAGAUAACUCUAAUUUUCACCUAUAUAUUUCAGACACAAUUAUUAAUUCUCAAUAAAAAAAAAAUUAAGUUAACUCUAAUUGUAGCUUUAACGUAAAGGGUUUGUGGGACCUGAUUUUGACAGAUUUCAAGAUUUAACUGUAAGAUACUUUAUUUAUAUAUUUGCAUUUUUAAUUUCUAUAAAAAGACCUUCGAGUAACUUAAAACUAACAUAUAUACUGAUAUAAUAUUAAACUAUAAUUUACAAAAUAUUAAUAAAUAAAACACUAAUUUUGUUUUAAAAUUGUGCAAGAGUGUUUAAAGCUUUUUUAGUUGUUUUAAAAAAAAUCGUAUUAGGUUUAAUUUAUUUAAUUUGGUUAUUUAUUUAUUUUUAUUUUUUGACAAUACUAUACACUAUAACGUAUUCUUCGAUGUAGACGAUUGUUUUAAACGAGCAUCCAUACCCUGCGAAACGUGUUCACUUCGACCGUCAAACAUAGUAUACUCAUUUCACUAACGCAACUAUUAUUUCAUUUCAAAUAUAUAGGUACAAUCAAUAAUUGACCAGCACCACAGAAAAGAUCCUUCCGAAGGAAGGUCAGCUACUAAAGUGCGUUUCCAGGAAGAGACCACUGCGGACGACGAAGUGAAAAAAUCAAAACCCGUAAGUCGAAGAUGUGAUAAGUAUAUCUAUAAUAUAAUUCCUAAUGAAUAUAUAAUAUAGCAGGCGAAAAGCGUAACAUUUAUGCUCGUUUAUUAUAGAUGGAAAGUGCAUUCAACGUUGACGAUAAUCGGACGGCUGCUAAUGGAGAGAAACCGAGAGUGCUGAAAGAGACGUCAGACUCGUCUACUUCUACUAUGAAACCGUAAGUAUCAAUAAUAUCUGAACGCUUAUUGGCUUAUUAUCGUACCAUUUGGCCCAGUUCAACUAAUUACAUUCGAUAUUGCAGGGACGAGGAUAAUGUGAGAAGAAUGCAUACAGCUGUGAAACUAAACGAAGUCAUUGUCAGUAAAUCGAGAGACGCUCAAUUGGUUAUAUUCAACUUGCCGGGACCGCCUAAGGACACGAAAUUGGAAAGAGAAUCGAACUGUAUCCUUUUCUUAUAUUUACUACAUAUUUACACCUACCGGCACAAUUGUCGAUUAAUCAGUUUAUUUUCGAAACGCAUUUCGAGUUUUCAUUUUAAAAAAACAUGUUUUACUGGAUAUAUCUUUAACAAAUUACUUUUAUAGACAUGGAAUUUUUAGAAGUAAUGACCGAAGGCCUCGACAAAGUGCUGAUGGUAAGAGGCGGUGGUCGCGAAGUGAUCACAAUUUAUUCAUAAGUUACCUGACGAAGCUCACGUCUCGUCCGUCAGGUACGGUUAUUUUAUACUCAUCGUUUACACUAAUUUUUAUGUUGGCCGGCAACUUUCUCAACACGCCGGACGCUAUCUAUCGAACGGUUUCGUUUUUAUUCGCAUACACGUUUUGUUCGUUUUUAUUAGUAUUAUAUAAUAUUAUUAUUACUACAUUAAACGUAUAAUUAUUAUUAUUAUUGUUGCACAUAUUUAUAAAAAUUGUUCAUUAUUGUAUUUGAUAAAAAAAAAUCAAAAAAAAAAUCACUAUCACCGUUUUCUAAAAUAAUAUUAUCGUUAUGAUUUUUUCGUACUCACCCUCGAUCUCGUGUAGGUGCCCAAAAAAUUUGACAUUAUUUACAAAUUGACGAAACAGUGACAAAACCUUUAAAAAAAUAACAAUAUGCGAUUGUUCACAAAAUACCGAAAACUUCGAACUGUUUUCACGUUUACCCGUCAAAAUCGGCUUUAACUUAACACGGACAUCGGACGAAUCGUCUUCGCCUUGUAAUUUAGCGUAGUAAUAUUGCAGGUCAUUUUUUAAACGGUUGUUUUUUUUUUCUUUAUAGAUAUAGGUAUCUAUCUACCUAUAUAUAUAGGUAUAUAUAGGUAGAUACCUAUAUCUAUAAACAGACACUGUGGUUAAACUUUGCAGUGGAUAAAUAUUUCGAACGACCGGCUGUAUCCACAAUAAUGAUACUAUACUUAAAAUUUCGAAAUCGAGUCUUUCUAAAUACCUACACUUACGGAGCUUUUGAUUUUUUUUCUAAGGAAAAAUGAAGUGGACACACGCCGUGAAUGUACACUAAAAAAAAAAAUGCCCUGUAAUAUUGUAAAUAGUGCGCCGGCAGAUGUACUCGUAUUUCUUUUCAAAUUGCUGUACAUAUUUUUCAUUAGCAAGUCGACCGUAAUGGUUAUGGACAUAUUUUAGAAUAUUUACGAGCAUAACAUUAAUUGUUUUAAUUUUUUUUUUUCUUAUCGGCCGUGCGUAUUUUGCGAGACCUGCCGGCGGCGGCAACAUUCAGUCGAUCGCGUGCGCGAUUUAGGUUCUAAAAUUAUUAUAAUAUUAUUAUGUAAUAUACUUAUAAACCGAAACCGACCGGGCCAUGUCUACUUAAACUAUAGUUCGUCGACCUAACACACAAAAUAAUAUAUCACACACCCAACACUGCGUAUAUUGUAUACAUUGCGUACAAAAUCCUUCAAAAAUUCACUGCCAAUUUCAUUUUAACGCCACCCCCAACCCUUCCGCCGUCCCCGCGACCCACGCGUAUCGCCCCGUGGGCCUAUCUUCUAUCCCCGAAUAGGGUUUUGUUUUUUUUCUUAAUUUUAACGCGUGCGUUAAGAGCAAUGACAAUUAUUGUUACGUUUAUUACCAGUUUUCAGUGUACCUAUAUACGCUAAUAAAAAAAAAAAGAAAAAAAAAAGAGAGAAAAUUAAUAGUAGUAUUAUUCGUCUCGUCACUAGCAUUUUUUUUUUUAAUUUUUUUUUUUUCGGUUUUAGUCCGACUGAAUAACAAAAACAAAUUUUAAAAAUAGUUACCAUUUAUUAACCGGCAUUCCUUAUAUAAAUUGUACUUACACAUAAACGCUUCUAAUAAACAUAAUAUUAUUUUAAUCAGUUGUUGUUCUGACAUUAUAAUAUUAU
Cinara cedri is the source of this 76194-nucleotide messenger RNA. The record is from the annotation of a GenBank genome assembly. NCBI's taxonomy places the organism in Eukaryota, Metazoa, Arthropoda, Insecta, Hemiptera, Aphididae.